UGGCGUUGUUGUAUGUAGGCAUGGAGAGGACGGAGCGACUCGGCUGCUGCUGUUUCUAAUGUGAUGACAGCUGAUUGUACUGAGGCAGAGCAACGGGGCCGACGUGUCAACAAUGCUGUCUUGAACCACUACUUUAAUAUGAAGUAUCAUGCCGGUGAAAUCAUGAAUGUGCGCCCAACUCCGGAGCUGUGGGAGGUACUGUAGCUGCUCAAAAAGUUGCGUCGCGGAGAAAAAGCAACUCCGCCAACACAUCACCAGGCUGGAGAAGUUGGAUAUCUAGUCUGACUGGAUCUAACGGCUCAAUCCCACGUUUUUCCACUGGAUACAGAUACUCAAAAGGUAAGAGAACACCCUAUAACCUCAUGUUUUUAAUUUUUUUUUUGCCUUUUGUCAAAAUAGAGGCAUCUAACGCUUGUGAAGGCAUGAGAGCGAGGAACACAGUCUAAUGACAGAAAUCUGUGGUUUUACACUUGUAUAGCCAUAAUAUUGGCUUCUCAAAUAGCGACAAAAAGGCGAUUGGCUGUAUCGUACUCCUUUAAAAGCUUUGAAUGUGACUUUUAAAUUCUGACAGUCGCUUUGGGUGUACUUUGAACACAUUUAUCCACAGCGCAGCUUGAAUACAGAGCUAUCAAAUUAACUGAGUCAUGACGUGAGCUGAAUGAGUGAACACAAGUGCUACAGACUACAGAAUAAUCCCCCCGCUGUCUGUCUGUCUGUCUGUCACCUGUGCCCGCUACUGUCAGUUGUUUCAGAGAGAGAGAGAGAGAGAGAGAGAGAGAGAGAGAGAGAGAGAGAGAGAGAGAGAGUCCACAUCACAGCCCAGUCCACUGCACACAUUAGAGGGAGGUAAAUCAUGUCAAACGCAUGUGCCCACUUAAUUUUGGGAGUUUUGACAUAAUUACUCUGGGGUUCUGUAAUGUAAUUUGAUUUUAACAUUACACAAAGUCAUACUAUUACAUCCCAGCAUGUUAAGAUACAGUCUUUUCUGUAGGGAAAACACCUAACAGGGUGAAACAGUUAUACACAAUGCUCAGACCAUAAUAGGUUGGCCGAUUUUCUAAAUCAAAGCACAUUAUCUUUUAUUAAUGAAUACACAUUUUCCUAUCCUAAAUGACAAGCACAUAAUGUCUUAGACUGUCAUUGACUUGUCCUUGAUAUAAAUUCAGUUGUGAUGUGCAGAAUUUUAAAGUUUAAUGUUGCUUCUGCCAUGUAGAUAUCAGCAAUGUCCUUAAAUCUAUAACAUGACCCUAAAGCAAAGCAUAUCAGAACUUUUCCUUUUGACUUCAGACAGCUGGACAGAAAUCUUUUGUGACUGGGUCAAAUAUUGUCUCCUUUAAACUUUUUUAUUUCUCUAUAUGUUAAAUUGUUGUAUUUUGCCAAAUGCAGAAAAAACAACAUAGUGUGAUUUCAACAUUAUAAAUCAGCCACCAGCCAGUCUGCUCUUUCAUUGUUGGUAUCAAUGUUGGUUUGCAGUUAUGUUGUUAUUUGUCAUAUCUUCAUAACUGCUCUGUGCUGCUGGGGCCUAAUUAUCACCCUUAAUGUGAAAAAUGUAGUAGUGAAAGACUUAGUCUUUUCUAUGCAUCUGCAUCUGGCAAGUUCCUCAUGGAUACCUUUGCCUCUUGAGUUACUUUCAGCCUUAAUCAAGGAUAUCUUUUCCACUCCUGCUGCGCAGCUUUUGUGCUUUAGUGCCAAUCCAGGAUUUGGGGAAGCACAUUUACACCCUCCACACGCUGAAUUAUUCAACAUUUGCAUUUGCAGCGGGGUCCUGUAGCAGCACUUAGUGACAUAGAAACCUGAGAGGUUUGUGUCAGUUUGCAUGUGUUGCAGGUCACAAACAGUAAAGAGUCAGGCAGCUUCAAGCAGAGCAAAGUGACCAGGAAUGAUCCAAAUAACUUGAUGAUUCUUUGAGAAAAAAACAGGAACCUCCGUGCUUCAUAGUAUUAUGUAAUAUGCCAUACGUCACAUUCUUUAGUUAUUUGCUAGCAGCAAAGUUAUAGCUGGUGUGGCAGAUCGGGCAGGAAAAUUCUGAGGUAUUCAAUGGAGUUUAACUGGUGCUGAAGAAGAGAGGAUAAGUGAAGUGAUGGAUGAUGUAACCCUGUCCUGUGACACUGACAGGAUAGCAACCCGUGUACAUCUGAGGUACACAAACUUGUGCUAAUCACAUGUCAAUAACAGUGCAGGCGAUCCAUUUUUGAGAGCUGGUCACAGAGCUGAGUCUGACCCAAGUGCAGUCAAAACAGAGCCAAGAGCCAUGAAAACAAAAACACUGUCUCUUCGUAAGGAUAUUCAACUUUGCGCAGACUAAACAAGAAGAGACCACUUUUGAAGCCAACUUUUCUGCUUGAUUAACAAGCUGUUAAGCUUUCGUAAUUCUCAACAUGUUAUGUAUGUAGAUAGCUGCAGAAGGUAAAGCAUGUUGUUUACGUGGCCCAAUAAAAUUCGAAAUGUUCCACACAAGAUAUAAACAACAUAAAUGAAAUUAAGUCACCCCCCCCCCAUACUUAAAAGAAACCACAGAAGAACCAAAAAUGAUUAAAAACAGGAACUGUAUGACAGUAAAACAGCUAUAACUAUAUUGUUACAGUGCUGUAAACAGUUUUCAGCUUUUAUGUUAAAGAACCAGGAGUUUCAGUGAGCCUGCAGCUUUUGAGAGUUUGUUACAGACAUUUGGGACAUUACAACACCAUCUUUGGUUUUGACCCUUGGAACAGAAAACAGUUCUGUCCCGGAUGACUGGAGUGGUCUGGAUGGUUUGCACUGUAUGAAAAUAUGACUAUAUAUUUGGGAAACCGAGUAGUACUUACAGCACAAUAGUAUUGUUUUCCCUGCAAGAUUCAGUGCCAGAGUAGUCUUUUUGUCCUGGAUGUGGUCUUGACGCCAUGGUAGGUUGACUUUGUGACUUAAAAUUUCAGUUCCUCAUGUGGAAUCUCAAGAAAUUUUACAUUCCUGCAUUAGCUUCAUUGUUUUAAUGUGGAAUUUGAGCUGGACAAGACUAAUAGGUGGACGGCAUAUGAGGGAUACCCCAUGUAUUGGUUUAACACUGGUAUCAGAAAUUGUAGGCCUUGUGUGUAGACACUGGCCAAUAUUUAUCUGUAUCUAGAAGCAUAACUGUGGAAAGAUAUUACACAUUUCUGCCAGUUCAGAGGUUUUUAUUUGGCAAAAAUGAAAGACAAUGUGUACAGUGUGGGACUCUGAGAAAGAUAAGAGUUUUAUAUGUUCAAGUAUUUCUGAAGCUUAAAGCAAUCCACGUGUACUUCAUCACAUAUUGUCUUAACUAGAGUGUGAGUAAUUCAGGCUCCAUUCAGCUGAAUUCCUAAGCAGUUAACCUUGCCUGUUUUUUCCAGGCUAUUCUCAGUAAUUUCUCCAAAGGGCUGAUUCACAAACACUUAUCUGAAUAGUCUAGGUCGUGCCAUCUUGCCAGUCUCUUGUGUAUGUCCUUGAUUCACCCUAAGUUCUCUAAAAGUUUAGGAAGUAAAUGUGAGACCUUGUUGUAUUCUGUUUCCCCUGAAAGCGGAGAGCGCAUAUUCCCCUCUACAUGAAUUGAUCAUGUUUCCGCAGGCACGUCAUGGUGUGAUUCCAAGGCAGAGAUCAGUUAUGUAACCGCUCACAUGAAAACUAUUAGGGUCGAGCCAUAUUUUCAGGCUGAGGCAUAUCCACGGGCACCUCUGGGGUCCUAGCAAGGAAAACCCUCCUGGCUUCCAAACAGAUCUUUUGUAUCCAUAGCAACCACAGCCUCUUCCCCCCUGAGUUCAGACAUCUGAGCUGUCCUCCUCACUGUGGAAAUGUUUAUGCAAAAGAACAGUUCCACCCUUUUUGUGUAUAUGUGUGAGGCCAGUGAUGUUCAACAUGUGCAUGCUCAAGGAGGGACCGAAGAAACACAUUUUAGAGGAAAAAUUAGGAAUGGAAAGAAAUUAAGGGAUGAAAUGCGGUUUGAAGGAUAACAGUCUCCGUGUGCUUGCCAAACUGAAAAGAUGCUGGAAAGAAAUUUAAAAGGAAAUGUGAACAUUAUCACGGAUUCAGUGCUUCGGAUGAGCCAAAGAGAGGGCUUUCAGUCUUUUUCCAAGGGCCCACCCAGGGUUUUCCCCUGCAUUCACUGAGCAGCUCUCGCAAUAGGUCGCUCUGCAGAGAGAAAACUAAAUGUAGGAGGAGAGUCAAAUCCCCAAAACUACCAUAAAAACACUUUUAGCUGUUCCUGAAUUAAAGUGUUUGACCUGAGGAAAUGCAAACAAGACAGCAUCGGAUCCAGAGGUGUGGAAAAUGAUUGCUUUGCCGGGCUUGUCCUGCCCUGACUCUGCCUUGUGUUACCCAAGAAAUAAACUGCUUUGCAGGAUCUGACUUGGCUAACCAGGGAUUAUUCUGUAUUCAGACAACCCUCCCAGCAUGCUGAAUGUUUCACCUGAGGCCAGUAAAAAGAGUCAUAAUCUUAGCAACAACAAGACAUGUGAUCAGGUACAUUUUCAGAGGAAAAAGCCUUAGUCAGACAUUGUGAGAAAAGAGCAAGUUCACUUUCAUGCAUAGAGGCACAAGAAGAGAUCAAUACCAGUCUUGAAUCUGUCUGUUCAGACCGAGGCAACAACCAUAAAAACGGCAAAGUGAAGAAUCAGCCAGUCGACCGUAAAUUCAGUUGCACAUAUCUCUCAUAGAUCCACAGUUUGUUUAGAUAAAAAAAAAAAAAAUCUCAGAGCUGAUCACUGAGAUCAAGAGAUGCUAGUUUGAUGAUUUUAUCUUGCUUCAGGAUGGAGUUUGGACAGCUGCAUGAGCUUAAGCGUCAGUUUUGGCUUUGCUAAAUCAUGCAGCUACUGGCCGCAGAUAAGCUCGAUAAAUUUUGCAGCAUUGAAGGCACAAUGUUCUUUAAUUUUUACAGUUUUAGGACGCAAUGGUGUUUUGCUAUGGUAGAUGCAUGGUAGAUGGGCCUGUCACUUCCUGGUUGUUGUUUUUGAAUGUGCUUAGCAUCACCUCAAAUCUAAAGGACUAACUUGAUUCUGUUCUUUUCAGGUUUUUCAAAUGAUAUUGCAGUUGGGGUGAUUUCUGGUUUAGAUGAACAGCAAAGUUGUGAAGUCUGCAUCUAGACUGUGUUGACAUUAGUCAGCCUUCUGUUUGGACGAUAUUGGAUUUUUAAACUUGAAUAUCAAGGACAGUUCCUGCUGUCUUCUGUUGUAAGCACUCUGAAUUUAUGGUGUUCUUGAGUCAAAAUAGGCUUUGUUUCUGCUCUGGCUGUUGUCAGUUUUUUAACACAGAGCUCGCAUGUUGGUAGACAGCAGGCCUGCAUGUUUUGAACCACAGCUCUGUGUUUGUGUAUGUUUGCAUGUUUGCGCUUAGAGGGAACAGUUUAGCAGAGUCUGACAUCUUCAGGCAUCUGACUCAGCUUGCCAGAUGUGUUCUUUUCAUCCAGCUGGCCGAGGCCCCAUCUCCCUGCCUCAUCUGUAUGAAAUGUACUGAAGAGCCAGACGUCUUUCUACAAUGUCCCGCCUUUUAUUUGUUGUUCGGGGCAACAGCAACGGAACACAAUGUGAGAUCUGCACACAUGAAUAUACUGAGUUUAAUUGGAGGCCCUGAUGAAAAGAUUAGGAGAACUGUGGGAUUGCUGACGUGAAGAGAAGACCACGGUCUGCAAUGUGAGCCCAACUACAUUUGGUAUGUGGGUUAGAGCUGAAAUGAGUUAGUGGAAAAAUCAAUUAAAGCUAAUUUAAGUAUUUUGGUGAACAAUUUAAGUGGCUGGUUAAGAAAAAUGAAAAAUAUUUGUAAGUUUCAGCUUCUAACCCGUGAGGAUUUGGCUUUUUUUGUUUAAUGUGAUAGUGAAGGAAAACAGACGACUACUGUUUGGAUAAAAUAAGCAUUUUUGUUACUUAUUUAUACCCACUUUAGUCGGUAAAGUAAUAUAACAUAGCAACAUGAAUGAAGUGGUUGUGUCACGGUAGCUCACAGGGUCUGCCCGACACUAACAGAUGGUUUGAAAAACCACAUGACUUGUGUUGACAACUGUCUCUCUUUUUCUCCCUCCUCCUCGUCUCACAUGUGCUGAAAGACUAGACAUUGAAAGGCAAAAAAAAGCAACAGAUGUCCCACAGUUUUUAAUAUCCAGAACCAUCCACUGGCCGGUCACCUGUUUGGGAGGUGAAUGUGUUUCGGAGGACUCAGCAGUCUGCAUGUGAGGACUACAGAACGAGCUCCCAGUAAACAGCCUGUAUCAAAAGACAUCAGCUGUCAUCCAGCACACUCCAGAAGGCUCUACCAGCCAGUGUAGUGUUUGUGUUUGUGUGUGUGCUAGUAUGUGUGUGUGUGUGUGUGUGUGUGUGUGUGCGCUUCGAGGCACGUGCCAGUCUGCCACCUCAGUGUAUCUGAAUAGGAUGAAUGGCAUACAGGCUGUGAAUCAGUGUGAGCCUGGUCCUGGCAGGCAGACAGAUAAUGAGGCAGCAGCUUCUUUGUUGGUAUCAGAUGACCCUGUUCAAUAAAAGGUACAGACAGUCAGCACAUCUGACUUCCUCUGCUCUCUACUUACACUAACAGGCUGGUUUACUGUACUGAUUGCUGUAUCCAGGAUGCAAACUUCAGAUGCUCUGUAGCAAAGAGGAAUGGACCACUUAAGACAGUGAUUAUUUCCAUUAUGAUACCUUAGAGUACAGAAUCUGUAAGAGCAGGACCAGAUUUGGAUUUGGAACCAUAACCGUCCUUCAAAUGGCAAAAAAAUAGUGAAGAUCUGUGUUCACUUUACGUGUUUAUUUACACCUGUUUCUUCUUCAAAUCUAAUGCAUUUCAGCAUCUUUGUUGCUGCUCCCUAAGAACAAAAGGUACCCUGGGAUCAGCUGUUUUUGGGUUGCUGCAAAAGCUGAAAAUAGUUCAACUUUUGGAACACCCACAUGCUGGACAAUGACUCUUCUUCCUCACUGACCAAUCAAAAUAAAAAGGGGGCGGCACUUCCAAUAGCAUCUUGGUCUACAAAAACAUAUAUCUAUUGGACCUCCGAUUUGUUUUUUCAGAACACAGUUACAAGAUGAUGAGCUGCUGCUCAUGCCAGGACAGAGUUAAUUUACAUUAUUUUAGUUUCCGUCUACAAUUUUACCAUAUAUGAUCAAAUACAGAGCACACAGAGGAAUUUGAAAAGCAUAUUUCAGUUUCUACCAAGGAAGGCAGAAGUGAAAUGAGACGACUUCCAAACCUAGCAAUAGUUAGCGCCAGUGGAAAGCCCUGUGGAGUUUCUAAUGAGAAUAAUUUAAUUUAAAGCAUGACCCAUCAAAAAUAGGGAGGUUUUAAUUUGAAUGUUGAGCUUUUCUUACGAUUACUCACCACUGAUGACUCACAAAAAGUCUGAAAUAGUAUCUACUGUGAUUGGAUAGCAUUGUGUGUAAGAAAAAUGAGGAUUUCAUGGCAGUUUAUUUUGAUUUUAACUUAUUGUAUUUGGCGUGCUGAUACAGGAUUGGACUGUUAGGGAGCUCUCAGUUAAUAGAUUGUUUUGUGACUCGGCAAUUUACAGUUGGUGUGUCACUUUUGCACCCUGAAUUGUGAGCUGCCCACAGGAUCAGGCACAUUUGGCUGUGAAAAUCAAGGAAAAAGUCAGCAGGAUCUUGCAGGGACUCCUGGGGACUAUAGCCCAGUUGAGAUUAUAUCAUCUCAUCCUGAAUGCACCAUUUGAGUCGAGUUUAUCAAAUGUCUCAGCAGCUUUCAGUAUCUGCCAGUGCUGUAAAGAGGCAGUGCUCCACUUUGGCCUCCUGGGAUUUCUCCCUGCUCAGACUACCUAAAUUAAUUGGAUGUGUUUUUUCAUUGGAUUGAUUUGCAUUAAACUAAGUGAGUAUUCCUGCUAACUGCUCUCAAAACCACUCAUGUCAAAAUGUCGGCAGACCUUCCUUUGUUUGCAUUUGUCCUCGUACUUCUGUGCAUGAACAGAUACCAUAAUAAAGUGUGAUGAUGGCUUCAGGGCCAUGUCUCAGGUCAGACAGUUGGUGCCUUGUCCCACUGUCAGCUGUGAGCUGUGUGUGUAUGUGUAGUGUGUGGGUCAGCUGUUGAUUUAGCUGUCUGCCGUAAUCCUGUUACUUUCUCCAGGACGAUGCCAAGUGGAACACACUGGUCCCAGUCACUUGGUCUCAUCCAACCUCUGUCCCUAAGAAAAAAAAAAUCCUCUCAGAACUUGCUGUUCUUACAAAAAAAUAAAAACGUCUAAGUAUCAGAAAUUUACAACACACCAUGUAGACACAAACGGAUUACCCAACUCUUUUUCCUGCAGUUACACUACGCUUUUGCUGUGUCUGGUUGUAGUUUGUUUCAGGAUGGUCAUGUUUAGAGUCCUGCUCCUUAUCAAACCUCAUAAAUUGUAAUCAGAGACACACGCCUACAUAUGUAAGCGUUAUCAUGGAGACUGCCCAGAGUACACAUCCUUAAAUAGAGUAUAUAAAAUCUUUAUCUAUGCCACCAGGAAUGCUUAACUGCUCAAGGGUGUUGGAAGCUUUAUGCAAACUUGCACUCACUUCAUACAUGUUAAUAUCUAGAAGAUGUAAUAUUUACCAUGAUCACAACCUGAAGUAGUUUUUAAUCAAGAUAAAUUUGAUGACAUUUGCUUUCAAGCACAAUUCAAGCAUAAUUUUUUUACUUUAAAAUCUGAUCAAACCCUGUUAGGACUAAGGUAUAGCUGUAAGACGUGUUGCCAUCUUGCAGCUCUUGUAUAGGUACUCCAGAACAGAGAGUAAAAGUCAACGAGGAAUCACUGACACACUGACAGAGCUGCAAAUAACACUAAGGAGCUUGUCUGGCUGGAUAAAGAUCUGAGGAUUAACUUGAAGAAAACUACAGCAGCCAGCCCAGUGACUCUGUGCAGGUCCUGACACUGUCUGCAGUCACGUGUGGGGGAGGUUUGGUUUGCUGAGUGUAGGCUGGAAGCUCAGCUGUGUUUGGUUGGCUGGUGUGGACAAAAUAUGAUGAGUAAAGUGGUGGAAAGUGGCUCAUUAGAAAAUGCCAUGCUUAGUGAUAAGUCCUUUUUUUAAACAUGCAAUUCAUGUGCAAAAGCAAUCACAGUUUACACAUAGAAUAUAUACUGUGUGUUGUUGAAGGAAAUCUGCUUGAGUGCCUCCGCUGCCUUGUAGGAAGACAAAUUGUCUUUGUGGUGUUCAAAGAUACCACACGCCUUAACCUCAGUGAUUUACAGGUAGUUGAUAUGUGCUCCUGCGCCUGUGUGCAUGCCAUGACACGAGCUACAAGCUUCAUUUGAUUAAAUAGAAACACUGACUUUUUUUAAGAUCCACAUGUUGCUUCUUGCCGAUUGAUAGUUGCAUCCGCAUAUUUUUGUAUUUCCUUUUGAAACAGGAAGUUUCUGAGGGAUUUACAUCUGCAGUAACAGUGGCAAUGAAGGCAAGACCAUAAAGCACAAAUACAGAUGUCUCAUAUCUCCCAGGGUUAUGUGUGGAUCAUAUAAAAGAAAAGAAAGUGUCAUUCAUUAAAAAAAAUCCCUCAAAGUGCUAAUUACAUCAUAUUUUUAUGUUCACAACAAACUGAUCAACUUUAAAAUAUCACUGAGAAUACCUCAAACAACUUUUCUUUAGCGCUGGGUCUAAAAGCCGCAUAGGGCCUGUGUCCACAAAGAGCAUUAGUUUUCAGAUGGCAGUCCCUGUAUUCAACAUAAAACUAAUGCAGUUCAGCAUUCAGUAUCUUAAACCCAAAAAUACUUGAAACCAACUGUUUAACUUGGUAUUUUAACUUUUUUUUUAAUGCUACUAGCACUUGACGGAUCCAAAUAAAAAGGGGGGUAUUGAACUGAUAUCUAUAUGAAAGAGAAACUAACCACAUCCAUUUUGGGGGAGGUUUCCAGGUAAAUUCCUUUCUUCAUUUGAGGAAAUACAAAGCACUCAGUGUAUUUUGAAAUAGAUAUGAUGGUCACUACAAAGGAAGGCGGAAGUGCUGUAGGACAACACUUGUUACCUAGCAACACAAAACACCAGUGAGGAAGGGGUCUGGAAUUGAGACACCGGUAUCAAAAAUGCUGUUUGUGGACUUAUGUGCUAAAAAAACAUCAAACCUGAUCCAUAGAAACUUUUAUACAAAAGUGAAAUCAAUUACAUGAAGAUUUAUGAAAAAAAAGACACGUGUUUUGGUUAUUUUAAUUCUCCUGUUUUCUUACAUGAGUUAAUCCGUGGCUUGGGUUCCACUCUGUCUUUAACACUGUCAGGUGUUAAGUUCACAACACCAAGUGUUAAACCACAACAGAGACACCAACACUCAUUUUUCAUUCACUGUUCUUUUUUCUCUUGCCUGUCCCUUUAUCUUUAACAUCCUCAUAACCUGAACCACAUACCCCCCCCCGACAUGGUGACACUAGACUAGGUUUGGGUCCUGUUUGGCUCCGCCCUCGGCUCUAUCGGCCCACUUAACAGAGGCUCCAUUGAUGGAUGCUAACUACAGCCCUCUUCUCCCAUUUCCAGUCUCUUUCAGUGCAUGCGUCCCCACCUGUGGUUAGUCUGUCUCUACAUAAUGACACACGAGAGCUGCAGAGCUCCUCAUUAAAGCAUCUUUUAAACCGUUCUAUGUGUUUGGUGAUUCUUUGAUUAUUGAAAUAAACAUAGAUUUACCACAAACAGGAAUCAUUUUAAGAAGUGUUAUAUUGCUGCAUGGUUGCAUGCAUUAUUGUUAGGCUUUUUGUUUUACAGCAGUUUGUAAUGUUGUAUAUAUAAUUUACUGUAAUUAUUGUAACUAUUGAGGUAUUAGUAUUAAAAGAGAUACAUUCUGUUGCUUUUUCAGUGCACUUGCUAUUCUCCUGACACCCAAACAUCUUCACCUAAAUUAGUCCCAAGACAGUGCAGGGAGGCUGGGUUAGGCUUUAAGCAUCUACACCCCCCCAUACUCCCCCAUUUAAACUGAGGACUUGGACACUAAUUUUAGGAGGCAGGAGCUCAUAUUUGAAGAGCUUUAAUAUGCGAAACAAACAUUUUAGUAGAUCUCCUGAAGGAGGGAGAAUUAAAGAUUUUGUGGGACAGGAGUUAAUCAGCAAUAAAACCCACUCCUUGUCAUGAACCCAGCAUACUUUGAGCUGUAGUUCCUGCUCAUCUCGACCCCUUAUUUCCUCAUGAGAAGGCAGAGAAACAAGAGAAGGACGAAAGAGAGCUGAGGAAUGUCCUUCAGCCGUCUUUAAGUACAGCCGCCUCUUAGCGUUUCUCUUUUUCUCAUCUUUUUUACUGAGGGUUUCUCACGCUCUCACUCCCCCUUGUAUUUGGUGUGGUUUCUUGAAAGCUUGCUCCCUUAAUCAGGCGUUUGUUGAUCUGUAUGCAGAGAGUUUUGAAAAGCGCCAGCACGUCCUGUUUACGAUACAGACAUGUUUCCAUAUGAAAAAGAUCCCCAUCUUUUUUGAGUUAUUCAAUGGAUUUUAAGAUAAAAACAUUGAUUUAAUCAUCUCUGUGUUUCUGUGCCUUUUCUUUUUUCUUCAGGUGAUGAGUAAUGGAAGCAGGAUCGGUGGUGCGUGCUGUGUUUGAGUUCCUCCCCAGUGUCUCAGAGGAACUCCCACUCUUCACGGGGGAUGUCAUUGAAGUGCUUAGUGUUGUGGAUGAGUUCUGGUUGCUUGGUAACAAAGAUGGCGUCACAGGUAAGAUCACAGAUAUCUUAACAGUUAUUGAUAAGCCUGUGAAGUUGACUGUUAUUUGCUACACAUACAGUUAUUCAACUCCGGUGGGAAACAAAAAGUAAAGGCUGUAGCCUGUUGCAACAGCUUUGUAUAAGCUGCAUCUCUUGUUAAUGUGUCCAUGUUAAUCCAUAUUUUGAAAUUAGUUAGUUUGUAAAUUAAAAGCCAUGAUUUGGUUGCUCCAUGAGACAUAGUUUCAUCCUAACUAGGAGACAGUAACAUCCAAACUAGCCAAACACUGUUGCAGAAAUGAUUUUUAGACUUCCAGCAGCUAAUCAGUGAAAAGCUUUCCAUUUGUGGAGUAUUCAUUCGUCAACUCUCAUGUCUUAUGUCUCAGCAAUGUCAAAGUAUGUGAAAUUGACAGCAUUAUAAGAUGACGAUUUAUCUAUCUAUAGUGUUAAACUACAACAAAAACAGUGGGGGUGAAAUCUCAACAAUAAUAUUAUAAUUUAGGCAGAUGUGUAUAUAGUUGUGCAGAGAAACUGUCCUCACUUAUUAAAAAGGAAGUCACUUUGAAUUUUAACUGAUGGAAUAUAUUUCCAGGAACACAUUACUUACAUAAAACAGCAGGUCUGUAUGCUUAGGGCUGUAUGGAUCUUACACCCACUCAAAGCAAGGUGUAAGAUUUAAAUAGUGACUUAUGCUCAUAGGGAAACUAUCUCUGCUGAUGCAACACUUAAAAUAUUAGUAGGGUAUGGGUUCAUCCUAUAUCAGAUAUUUAGUUAAACUAGGCAAAGUUUAAACUUAGGCACAGCUAAUGCAAGCCAAUGCUGGUGAAUAAAAAUUCCCUUGCACAGUGGGAAAAUUUUCGCCUCCUAAGUGUAAGUUGAUGUAUUUUGGUUUUCUUGGCCUGACAAGGGUCAGAAUCACUAAAAUACACUCAAAUUUUCCAAGAGGCAAAUGUCGUAAAAAUAGGGAUGGGAAUUCCCUCAGAGAGGAAGUGCUGAUGGGAAGUUAGCUGGAAAAUGUUGGUGAUACCAAAUACAAAAGAGAUUACACUGUCUUUGUGAAAGAAGUCAAUGAAUUCAAGAGAAUUGUGUGAAGUGUGUACUUUCAGGGCUGUCUUAUUUGAACUGAAUAGCAAUCUGCUCUCUUCAAACAAUAUUGUGGUUUAUCGUGUUAGAUCAAGUCUGCCUAUUAAGGUGUUACCUGCUACUUCCAAAAGUCAAACGAGGUUAAUAGAGGUUUAAAUUUUAUUUAUUCUAGUUAUCUAAUUGUGUCUUUCUUUGUCAUCUUUUUGCAGGUCAGUUUCCCAGCACUUUCGUGGAAGAGGUCACCAUUCCCAGCACCAAACCUGGAGACAGACUGUAUGUUUGCAUCAAUGAUUUCAGCUCAGCAGAGCCAGGCACUCUUCACCUGAAAAGAGGUACAGAUGCACAAGAAUUGAUGACACAUGGAGUGAUAAAAUCGUUUUAAACCUGUUUCUGUAUAUGUUUUCAGUGGAUGUUUUGUGGGAGAAAUUGGAAGUAAAACAAACCAGGCGCUUCUUAUUUGUAGUGAUUCUGUUAACUCUCAUGGUUCAUGUUUCCACAUUUAGCCUAACGCUGCUUGUUGAUGUCUCUGCACUCAGGUAAACUCUUUGUUUUGUGUUGUAGUGUACCUUAGAUGUGUUACAUACAUUGUGACCUGACUCAUUGCUUGUCUCUACCUUCACAAACAAAGACUCUUCUAAGUCUUUUAAAGCCAUUUGCCUUCUUCUUAGGGUUUGAAGAGCUGUUGGGUAAUAAACAUUUCAUUGCAAACCCAUGGAUCCCUCUGUUAAGUAGAGCAGAAGACAUUUCUAUGUAAUAUUAUGAUGACACAAUAGAGGAAAAUAAAUCUGGACAGCUGUCUAAAGAGAAAUUUACUGUAACAGCAAUGCAAAGCAGUCGCGCAACACACUUUCUAAAACUCCCCACUAGAUGUCCCCAUACACCAAACCUGCUCAGACCAUCUUCACUUGACUGUUUGUUUUUCUUUUACAUUCCUGAACUGUUUCACUCAGUUGCAGCUCUUUGUCUGUUUUUUUCUGAUUUUCCUUUUUAACACUGUCAGGGAUACAGUGAUGUUUGGAGAGAUCCUUUACACGGGUAAAACUUUAUGCUUUUGUCUCAGUGUCCUUAGGAGAGUCAGUGCUGUAGUGGUCCAAGUCAUAGUAGUAGUUGAAGUGUUUUUCUCUGACACCUGCAUCACAGCUGAUUAAAAGAUAAGAUUUUUUUUGACAUGACUGAAGCAGAAAGUGUCCGUUAAUGUUAACUCAAAUUUAUUCUUUAACAGCAACUCAACUUUUCGGCUGCUUCAUCAAUGUAAAUAAGUGAUCAACAUUUUAAUCAAUAUCCUUUUCUCAAACAUGCAGUUCAUCGUGUUUUGAUAAAAAUCUGUUUAAAUCAAUGACCGACUUUACUCUAAAUUUACAAUUUUCCAGUUUGUUUUUGUUUUGUCACUGAUAAAUAACUCUUACCGGAUCACAGGAAAAUGAGGAAACAGUCUGUCUCAGCCACUCGAGAGUUUAAAUGUUCAUUUCCAGUAUGAUUUUUUACGGUGUAUACUGGCCACGAUCCAGUUGGUUCCAGACACAAUGGGAGGUGGAGCCACAGGUCUUUGGAAUGUGACCCCCAUGACUCCUGAAUGACCAGUCAACACUCCCAUUAUUCCUGACUCUUCUGAUGUAUCAGUGGCAGUGCUGACCCUUUUUUACAGUCAUUAGAAAUACAACAACACAGGUUAGCCUAGAGAACGAAAUGAUUUAAACUUGUGUGAAGUUACCAGACCGACAACAGUAUCAGCAAAAAUUAAAAUACAUAGUACUUGUUUGUAACUAUUUUUACCGUAUCAGUCAGAUUAGAUUAAGUUGAUUGUAUUUAUUUUUGGUCUUUACUUUUGUUUUUUUAUCAAGUAUUUAUUCCCAUCAGUGCCAGACAUUAAAAAAAAAAGAAAAAAAGGGAACACACCCACACCCAAGCUUUCCAGACACCCAUCAGUCAGCAACAAUGGGAUUUCUGACAAAUGCACCCACAUAUCUUUUUGUUUUUACCAAAACCUUCUCCACACAGCAUUGGUUGACCUUUAGAAAUAAAAGAAAUACAUAACUAUGCAAUGUUUAUGUGAGACUAAAAGACCUGAAAACUUGAACUAAUGGAAUUUCCAGAAUCUAAACUUGUACCUGCUAAAUAACUUGUUUUCAGCUUCUUACAGGAAACUAAAACAUUGUACAAGUUAAUGAGUUUGUGUCAGACAAAGCAAGAACAUGAAAAAAGCACACACUUUAGGUGAAGUAAUACACAGAGAGGAUCUUACACAUGUAUGUUCAGGAUGUGUGUUUUGUCCACUUGAGCUUCAAAAUUCAUACAAAGCGAAGCUAAUGUACUCUAGCGUUAGCUGUUGUUAGAAACAGCUCCUUCUACCGAGAUCUACUUUGAUUAAAUAAAUAAUGUGUUUCUCUUUAUUUCUUCUCUCUUUAGGUGAUGUCGUUGUUCGGGAAGCGGGAGGGUCUGUGGACCCUGGUGACACCUGGCAGCGUGGUUUUAAUGCCUAUGGCAUCCGUGGCCUCUUCCCUACAUCAUGUGUAAAGGAGCUCCACUUGUCCGGCCGCUCUAGGCAGCUGUCUGAACGCUCAGCCCAGGCCCAGGCUUCUGAGCUCCCUCCUUACGCACUAGGCCAAGCCCGGGCUCUAAUGAACCUCCACGCUCAGCUGAACGAAGAGCUGGACUUCCGUGAGGGUGAUUUGAUAAUCAUAACCGGUCUCCCUGAGCCAGGCUGGUUCCAGGGGGAGCUGGAGGGCCGCCGGGGCAUCUUUCCUGAGGGGUUUGUGGAGCUUCUUGGGCCUCUUAGAUCUCCUCAGGAGCCAAUGGAUUGUCAGUAUUUAAGCAACGAUUCAGAACAAUAUAGCUAUGAUGAUGCUUAUGAUGCAGGAGAGGUGACUGAGGAGGAAGGAGAGACUUUCCAGAAAGAGGAAGAGGAGCAGAAAGAGGCCGAAGUUGAGGAGGGGGAGGAGGAGGUGGAGGAAGAGGGUGGCGUAUAUGUAGUGGCACAGUAUGAGUUUCGUGCAAUGGAACCAGGCGAGUUGGACUUUGAUACGGGAGAUCGCAUCAGACUUAUAAGCACUUUGGAGGACGGUUGGCUGGAGGGUGAGAUUAGAGGAAGGCGGGGUAUUUUUCCUCAUCGUUUUGUGAAAAUGGAGGAUAAUGGUCAACAACUGACAGAGGAAACAAAUGUUGAACCUGAAGAAGACAAGGACAAUAGCUCCACCUCUGAUUACAGCUCAGGCCAAUUAUGCCCCAAUGGAUCAGAGAACGAUACUGACUGGAGUACUUACGAGGAUCAUACGGUUUGGGACCUGGACUACUUUGAGAGGACGGAGGAGCAGAGGUGGAAAAGCGAACACAAAAGCACUGACACUCAAGCUACUCACAAAAGACAAAAUGAUAGUAAAAGGCCUGAUGCUCAACCACGUAGACCUUCUGCUCCAGUGCAGAGACUGCCAGAGAGGCUUAAAUCCACUCCUCCGGCACGACCAAGACUCCCAGCACGGCCAAGUCUACCUGCACGCAACAACAGAAACCAUAGUUCGUCUUCUGGUACAAGUAGAUCCAGCUAUACUAAUGGCAACACUCAAUCCCCACGUCCCAAACUGACCCAUAGUCUUACCCUUCCUAGAAUGCAGCAUGGUUGGUCUAAAGACAGUAAAUACCAACAAAGGGCUACGACAGAUGGUUCCACCAACAAUAAUGGAGCUGCCAGUCUUGGCCAGGUUUUGUUUAACCUUGCUGAGGCUCAUAUGCAGAAGAAGCUAUCUCGCCAUGUUAGCGUCAGUGAUGCUGAUAUUAUGACUGGUAGCUCUGAAGCACGCCAACGUUCACACCACUCAAUGCGUAGCUCCAAUGGUUUCGCACCAACUUCUAUGACAUUAGAUGCCCUGGCAACCUCAGCCGGUGACUUGGAAACCAAACUGUCCCAGCAGCUUUUCGAAUUCGAGAAAAGCUUGACUGCUUCUUAUAGUGACUCCAACAUGAGUCCUGGUGCUCCAAGGGAAGCCUCUCCUCUUAAUGACUCAGACCAGCAAUCCCAAAUCUUGCGGCACUUUUCCAUUCUGGACUACAGCAAUGAAAAUGACAUCAUACGAGGCUCUUCACAUUCCCCAGUGGCUCACCUCUUGCAGUCAAACUCGGCCAAUUCCUCAUUAGAAAGGCGGAGGACCCUUCGGCCUCCUCCUCCUCGUCCUAGAGUCAUUCGCCCCCAAGCCCCACCUGUGUACAAACCUGCCCGCCCUCCCCCACGUCCCCCUCCUCGAUUUCCAAGACAAAAUACCGCUCCUCCAUCUGAUAACUCUCCCAACAGCCACAUCUUCUACACCCCUGAUGAAGUGGAUACGAACAUCUUCAACAGGCAGGCUGAGUUUGGUGACCUUGCAGCUGCUCAGGAACAUGAAAUCCAGUGCCAGCUGGAAGCUGAGAAAGAGCUGGAGAGAGUGAUGGAGUUGGAGAGACAGAGACAAAGGGAAGAGGAGGAAAAGUACCAGCUGCUGCUACGGCUACAAGAGGUGGAGAAUGACAUGGAGGCGUAUGCACACACAGCUGAGGAGCUGAGGACCAUGCUAGAGGAGGAGGAGGAUGAGACAGCACGAAUGCAAGCUCUGGAGAAUCUGGAGUUCUGCAACUACACCCUUGAGACGCUGGCCCUGGAGCAGCAGCAGCUUCAAGGUAAGAUUGAACAGAUGCACGGAAACCUUUAUGUGAAAGUUUAAUCAAACUGAGGGGAUCAGAGACUUAGUCCUCUGAUGGUUUUUCUCACUGAACUGCCAGAACUUAAGGUAAGAAUUCAAUCGAGUUUCAAAAUAAGUGUUCAGGUCCAAACUGAGUUUCUAAUUGAGUCUGAGUCUGAGUCAAGCGCUGGAGAUUUAUCUCAUCAGUGAGGUUACAGAGCUGUGCCUACAGCACAAGCUUUCCCUCACCUCUCUUAAUGGCACUCAUGGAUUCAGCUACAGUUGGCUUCACUGCCAGUUUCCCAUAAACUCCAAAUAUAGCGUUACUUUCAGCCAGCGGUUUGUUUAAGUUUGAGGUUUUCCCUUUCAUCUCUUUGAUUUUUCCCUCACAUACCAAACAUGAUGCACUGCCCUUGUUUGCAUUUGCUGUCAAGUUUUUCAAAAUACAGACAAAAUGAUGAGAGUGUUGCUAUUCACAAUUAGGGAGAAUCUGAGUCCAAGCCCAACUCCUCAGCACCUGAGUAAAAGUCGAGGCAUGGAUCCUGUGUAAAAAAUGUGAGGGGAGAAAUUCAUCCAGUUAGUUUUCCUGUUAUGUUUUUGUAAUCUUAAAAAACAUAACAGGAAAAGUGGGGAUCUGGAUGCAGACAACAAGAAAAAACGAGAAGGCUUUCUCUCACUUGAUGUCAUGAAAUUCCUUCAAAGGCCCGAUGCCUGCAGGUCACUUUAAAGCUGUUUCAAUCUACUGUGGACAAAAAGUAAUAUAACAGGAAUUUAAAAACCAUUAGUGCUCAGCAGAUUUCCUCUGCGCUACUCUGACACACACACACACGCACGCACACACACACACACUUAGAGGAACACUAGUUAUUUAAAUUCCUUGGUACACUAUGCAAACAGGACAUUUGUAUUUACCGUCUGCACUGAACAGCUGAAGAAGGCUUAAAGAGGGUUUAUAUCAACAUGGUCUGUGUAUUAUUGUUGAUGUGGAUGGGAAUGUGGAGGUCAGACUGAAUUUUUCUGUCCCUCACUUUGGGUCAAAAACUCUCAAAUUGAAUUAGAUAUGAAAUGUGGCGCCACCUUCUCCUUUGGUUACACAAAAUGAAAAGAAAAGUAGAUUUUCUCAUCAGUUUUUUGAUUGAUCCCAGUGCAGCUAAUUCAUCAUCUAAGACAGAUAAAUUAGUUUAAGCUCUAAUUGGCUCAUCUUUUGCCAUACUCAUACUGUCGUGCUGUCCAGUGCUGUCUCUGGCAGUCCAGCUCUCUGUCACAUAGGUAUGAAGUGCAUUCCACACAUCACAAGAGAGUAAGCAAUGCACACAGGCCUCUGUCUUUUUUUCCAUCCUCUCUCCUUCUUUCUAGUCCCUCUGUCUCUCCUUCUCUAUCCAAAUUUCCAGUUUUCUCACUCUGCACCUUUCAUACUUUUCCCCCAUCGUCACUUCCUUUUUAAAAAAAGAGUGUGGAGAAAGGCGACAUUUGGUGUGGUUCUUGGUGGAUUCUCGCUCUGUGGUUUGAGACGGACAGAGCAAGGCAUGGCCCACUUCAGAGUGCGGCCCAAAGUGCAGUUGUGGCGAGCGGUGACACGGCCUGUGGCUCACCUCUCCACACUGCUUGGACUUAUUCGGGAGCUCAGGUCCAACAGAGAGACAGGUAGGCUCAUCUGGAAUUAACGCAAAUGAAAUUUCAGGCGUUUGUGCUGUUUGAGAGUCAGUGUUGCUGUUUUUGGACAUCAUUUAUGACUGAUGAGAACAGAUUUCUGCUGCUGUCCUCUACUUACUGGUUGAUGAUUAUCAGACAGCUGUAUAAAGCUCUUCACAGACUGGUUCGCAUCUUUAUUAUAAGAAUGUCAACAGCCUGAGUGUUGAAUGUGUUUGAGUCAACCGGCAAUUAGCAACAGAUUGCUUGUUUUGCUCUGACGUCAGUUUGAAAAUGAUUAAUUCAGUCAUUUGUCUUCAACCUCAGUUUUGAUCCAAAAGGAAAUCAAUCAGGGUAAACCUUUAUUUCCAGCGAUGUCAAAAGUGUUGAACUGCAGAAAAACAAAUGGAAGACCUGGUGAUCCAUGUCGCAGCUAUUGCAGCCAUGAGCCUGUGCUGCAUGUCUUCAUCCUUUAAACCUGAAUCUCUCAAAAUGUUGACAAGCCUGCUGUCAGUUUGCACCUAUUUAGCAAGACUUGUUAUUUACCUCCUCUAUUUAGUGUCAUCUUCAGGUCUGUGGUGAUUUGCACACUUCUAAGUAACGCUCUGCUGGCUUUUGUGAUGUGGCAGCCAGCUGACAUUAGUUCUAAUAGCUUCAACUUUAAGCUUGCUCUUGGUGGUGUCUGGGUAUUUUUUAAAGGUAAAUGUGCCAUUCAAAAGCAAAGUGGUGUCGUUUUUUUCUAUCAUAGCAACAGCAGGAAGCAAGAUGAUGCCGCAGCAGCUUGACUACGGCGUGCUGAAAGGUUCAAAAUACCAUGUUUUUCAGGUGAUAAGGCACACCGAGCGCACUGUGAAUUAACGUGUCUAUAUUCACACAUAGGCGCACUGGAUUGUAAGGCGCAUUAAGCAUUGGACGUUGAUUGGUUCAUUGUUGCUAGUGCGUACUCCGUGCACGGGCUGCCUUACAUGAAUGCACUUCUAGUUUAGACAUUACAGUGAGGCAGUCUUGUAGACUGUUACAUGGCCAAUCAGGUAAUGACACAGCAUACAGUAAUGCUCUGAAUAUUCAUUGAGCGGAGUGGCAAAGUUGUACAUUUUGACAGAUUUUUGAGUGCGUUGUACCACAUAAAAUCAGUCAGUAAGCACAACAGGUAUCCAUACAUAAGGUGUGUUGGAUUAAAAGGCGCACUGUCAAUUUUUGAGAAAAUUUAAGGAUUUUAAGUGUGCCCUAUAGUCCGAAAAUUACAGUGGCAUUUUGGAUCAGUAUCAUCUCAGUGAAUUUGUUCACACUGACAGCCUGAAUAGGUUAUUUCAAGCCAUAAAAAAAUCUAUGUUGUGUUUUAUCCUUAUUUACCAUUUGAAUAGUUUUGAAUGAAUGAACCGUCAGUUAUUGCCUGACUUGCAUCAAUGUUUGACAGCAAUUAUCACUAUGAUUAACUAUUUCUUCCUGUUACAAAUACACAAAGGAACAAUAUCAGUCCUAACACUGCCAAAAUUUGGUUUCAUUUUAUUUCUAACUUUUCACACUCUACAUAACAAACGUCUGUUCAAGUUCCUUCUUUUUUAGCUAAUUGAGUGUUUUUUCUUACUCAGCCAAGUUUCUCAACCAUCAAACACAGAUUAUCAGACAUCACAGUUGAGGCUAUUGUGCACCCCUUCUAAGCUUGUCUUGCAAAUGUAAUCCCAUUACCAAAUGAUUCAAGCUAUUAUAAUUAGCUGCAUUUCCUUUAAUCUUGUUUGGCAUUAUCGUAAAAUCUUAUGUUUGUUCUCUUGAUUUUUGUCCCAUUCAGCAUUCAGGUGAUUAUUUUACUGUUAUCUGUCACUUAAAUGUUAAUCAAUGGCUGAAUCUGAUCUUCAUGUCUGCCAAUGAAAGGAAUCAGCUUGAGGGCAAGCUACAGGUGCCUCUGUAGGUCAUGUAGCUAAAUAGUUUCCAUUUAAGUCUGACCCUGCAGAAGUUCUCACACCCUCUUUUCAAGUCAAUAAAACUAGUUAUCCAAUCUCUGCUUUCCUUUUGAUAUUUGGGGCACUGUUAGAUGUGGAAAUAGAGUGAGAUUGUGGUGAGAUUUUUGAGGUUUCAGGCAGUCAAAACUUCUUGUAAUAAAGGAUGUUUGGUAUGAUAAUAGUUAACACAUUAUCAGACAUAGAAGCUUUUAGUUGGACUUGUUAAUUGAAUAUUUUACUCCCUCGGGUUUCCCAUGUAGUGAUUAGCUGAUAGAAAGAAGUGUAAAUAUCAGCACAGUUUCAGGAUCUUUGUUGCAAAAGAUGUGUUUGUCAUCCUCUUGCUAUUCACACACACACACACACACACACACCACACACACACACACACCACUCAGCUGGGAGUGUGUGUUCCCCGUGGUUUUGCAGGGUGUGUUCCUGAGUGUAACAUUUGAAGACAAUGGAAGCUUAUUGUUGUAAGGCAGGGAGUUAUUUCAACAUGGAGCCUGUGCUGCACUGUGCAGAGGUUAGUCCCCAUAGAUGUGGAAAGAAGUGUUGAAGUUGAGCUCACAACAUGGAAAUCCAUUGAUCACAUGACAGCAAAACACAGCAGAACUGAUACUUCAAAACAGCCUUUUCUUUUUUGUGGAAAAUUCAAAUAGUACAUACUUGAGAGACCGGUUUUUGUAAGUGAGGGGGAGUUUAAGUGUGCCAUAGAGGAUAGAGAUAAGCAAGUAAGGCUGUUCUGUGUGUUGCUGUUUGGCUGGAGGAUAUGCACAGCAAAAAAACACAAAUUUUACUGAGUGUAUUUGUAUAAUUUCUUGUUUAAGUAUCUCAUCACACUUAUGGAGAUAUACCCUAUUUUAAUUCUUUUCUCUUUUGUUUUUAUAGUGGGGUUGUGUGAGGUACUUCUCAAUAGUAUGUGAAUUACCCACAGGAGAUGCCGUUCAGCUUAGCCCCCUUUGUCGGGAAACAGAACUGAAAACCAGCGAAGGCUGGGCCGUCAAUGUUGCAGUCAGGGUCAGCUCUACCACUUUUUAGCUAGAGUCUGACCCAGACUCUUAUGUCCAUGGAGAAGCGCCACGCACAUAGAAAAAAAAUUCAGUGUUUUGUUGUCAGAGUUAUGCUGUGUUUUAGCAUUAUUUGAAUAUGCACCACAUACAUGCUACUCUGCCUGCAGCGCACUGAUCAGUUUUUCAGGUUUUCAAGUUGGGAAAGAGAAAAACAUUAAACCUUUUGACAAGUAAAGAAUUACAGCUUGUUUCUAAGAAACCUGUCAAAAAAGUUUGAUUGCUGCAUUGGCAGACAUUGCUACUUGUUAGAAAUAAUUAUGAUAUUAUAAGAAAAAGGAUAAUAUUUUGAAAUAAGAUUAAUCUCUAGAUUUGACAGUUCAACUCAUACUGAUCAAUUUUGACCAGUGAAGUUUUUUUGCCAGUUUGUAAUGCCAGUGAGUGCAAUGCCAUGCCACUUCUUCUAACCACAAUCACCAGUCCAGUUUUAACAACUUAUUUUAAUAAACUUCUCAAGAAGAUAAUGUCUUGAAAUAAGAUGUUAUAUCUUGUCUUGUCAGAUAAACAUAGGUCAUAUGAAGUCUAAUGAGAUUUACACUUAAAUCUGAAUGAGAUUAGAGUUUUUGCAGAGAGCUUUUGAUUAUUUGGAACCAAUAAUACACAAAACGGAAUCCUUGAAACAUGAUAUAUGUAGUGCAUAACAGUGAUCAGGAGGAAGUCUCUUUAUCAAGUGUAUGCAGCUAAAUACAUCAUAUCAUGACGUGGGAACUGUCAUGUUUAAAGUGAUGGGUUUUGUGCAUUUAAAAAGAAAUAGAGUGGUGUUUAUUUUUUCUGUCCCCUAUCUAAUUUACAGCAUGUGACACAAACAUCUACCCACAUAAAUUAGCCAUCACAGUUGCCUCUCUUUUCUAUGAAUGUUUAUGUUAUGGUGAAAGUGGCUCUUCUUCUGUCACAUCAGCACCAAUCUUCAUCUCCAGCAUCUCUUUGUGUUUCUUCUUUUCAUCCUAAAGCUCUUUGACCUUCACCCUCUUUCGGUUCUUUAAACCCAUCAUUAGAAGACCUCCAUCCGCUUCAGUGACACCACAGCUUUAUCUAUUAAAUGCUGCUUUUGAGGAUCUGUUUCAGCCUCAGGUUUCCUCCAGCUGGUCCUACAAACUGAGGGGACUUCUGGACUGUGAACCUUGCUCCUGGAAAUCACAUCUUUUUUUUUUUUUUCUUGAUGUGUUGUUUGUUGAUCAAGCACCUGAUGGCUUUAUUUACACAAGCUAACACAGCCGCUGGGAGGAAUGUUGCAUUUGACAUUCCUACAGUAGACACACAUGCACAAAAGCAGUUUCGGUUGUGCUCUGAGACUGAAAGAUGAGAUGUGCGACACUGAUAAUUAAACAGCCUUAUGUAAGGAGAGAACAAGGUCUAAGUUAAAUUUCUGUUAAGAAGCUGUGAGUCUGUGAGAAAUGUUGGUUUAUGUUUGUGCAAUGCCUAACUAUUCAUUAAUUAGCAAUAAAUAACAUAAAUACUACAACUUAUCUUACAAAAUUAAAGUGCAAAGUCUCUCAAAGCUGUUAAAGAAGUAGAUUGUUGACUUCACUAAAAGGCAAGUAUCACCAAAAUUGAUUAAAAUUACCUAUGUUGUAAACCUGCAUAAUUAACAAAGCUGUACACUUUAAGGACCAAUCAUUCAGUAACAGGAUUUUUUUCUGUUUGCUUGUGUCUUAAUUCAGUAUUUUGGCCACAAAUUGUGAUAUUUGGAAAGCAGUUCAUUUAAGAAAAUUUUAGUUAUACUUUUAAUUUUUUUACUUUAUAGUUUGUUGGAGGAAAGGUCAGCGACUUAAGGCCAGUUUUCUCAAACCAGAAGUGAAAUUUAACCCCAAAAAAACAAGUUCCAUUAACCAAUAAAACAUCAAAUAAAGUGGCAUUAAAUGUUUUAGUAUUUUACAAACUGCGUUUGUGAGUGACCAUGUUUUUCACGUGUAUGAAAGAGUGUGCAAGCCCUUUAAACCUCUCCCUUUGGUGCCUGCCUCUUUCAUGGGGAGUUACUAGGGGGGAGGGAUAUAUUAUACUCCGGCUUUAUGAAUAGGCUCAAGUUUUUUCUCACACUGAAAGAUCGUGUCUCCUCUGAGAGUUGGGACAGUCCUCAACAAUAGCUCAUUGUGCACACCAGCAGCUACUUUUUCAGUCGCUGCUUUUGCUUAAUCAGGCUGUGUGCUCUCAAAAAUCCUUUCACCUUGUGUUCUCCCUUAAUGUGGAAAAAAAAAAAAAAACGUCAAGAACUUUUUUUUCAGAUUUGCAGAUUUCAAAUAAUCAUCAACUUACUAGAUGGACAUGGGUGUAUUUUGUUGUAAACCACCUAUGUGCUCUGUGUUAUAGUGCAAAGACUUCUCUGAUGGACUGAGGUGUUUUUAUGCACAGUUUCAGUUUGACUAAUAACAUUAUAGCCUUUGGACCAGUGCUCGAAGGUGGAAUAUGAAAGUUAGAGGCGGUUGUAAACAGGCAAAGUGUGAUGCAUUUGUCACCAUAGGCUGCAUGAGUAACCAUGGAAGUUAAACCUACAGGAAAUAGCAAAACAAAGAAAACAGGUUACAAGGAAGGAUGGAGAAUUGUUCAUGGAAGUGAAAGAAAACAUUUGGCUUCAAAGUCUGCCAUCCCCUUAAAAGCAGAUUUGCAAACUUGUCUCCAUCUUUCAUCCAAAGAAAAUCUCUAGGCAGACUGUUUUCCUGCAAACAGAGCAACUGGCCAAUUGAAAUAAUGGGAGGGGCUGUUAGGGCUAAUCCUCCACUCAUGUGACUGGACUGAAUCAUUAACCCAAGAAGGCCCCACCUUCACUAACCCCGCUCCCCCUCUCCCUCCCUGAUUUGUUGAGAUAGCUGCUGGGAGGGUACAACUUGGUUACACUCAGGGCUGGGAGGUGCUUGGGACAGGCAGUCCUGCUGAGGCAGAAGAGAGGAGACAGAGAAAACAAGUGAGAGAGUUACAGACAAUAUGCCUGACAGGUGGAGUCUCCCACGGCACUUAGUUAUGGAAUGCAGGAUUUUGGAAAGAGGAAAUACGCCACGUUGAACAAGAAACUGUAUCAGCACCAGGCAAGCUGAUUUAAACCCACGACAGCCAUGAAGAGCCCUGUGGUUUAUGGCAACCCAGUCAUGUUUGCUCCAGUGGAUUGGAACUAUGCUGUCGGCACCCCGGUUAGGAGAGGGAAGAGUGUCGAAGAGCUUGGGGAUGCCGGUUGGGCCAGAGAGAGGGAGAGGAUGGCCCAUCUGCAACAUAUACAACAACUCCACCAACUACAGCUUCAGCAGCAACAGGUUGGAUAUCACGGCUAUGGAGUAGUUCCUCCCGGGCAGCCACAGGGACCAGUCAUGGUGGCGAGUCCGGGUAACUCAGUUCCAGUUCCUGUGCCAGUUCAUGGUGGCAUGAUGGUUCCUGUGGCUGGGCCAAUACCACCUCAAGUGCAUAUGCCACCUCCAUGGCCAGGACAAUGGGACAACCAAGCCCAAGUUGGACCUGGCAAUGUAUGCCCCCAAAGAGAGAGACCUCCAGGACAAGAUGGUUACUUCCACCCUGGUUCAGAGGAUGGUCAUCUUGAUGUAAGGAUAUCUGAAUGGAAAGGCAAGCAUAUUUUUUACCAAGGCCCAGAAGACUACACAACCCAGGACUAUAGCAAAGUGCCAAAAGAAAAAGACUCCAGAACCCCUGAACGGUACAGCAAUGAGGACCGAAGAAGGGAGGACUGGGUAAGAGAAAAUGACUAUAAUGAUGACCGUUAUGAUCAGAGGAGUCCCAGGGACAUCGAGGAGUAUGAUCAUAAGGACAAAUACAGACACAGAGACCAUUAUGAUCGCUAUGAUGACAGAGAGAAGCAACAAUAUGACAGCAGGAGGUAUGGUAAACAUGAUCUCAGAGAACAGGACAGUUACAACAGUGAAUAUGAGGACUACUAUGAUCACAAUUAUGCUUGCAGAGAUGAUUACAGGGACAGUGAUCGCUACUACAGUCAUGAUCGGGAUUAUAAUGACUCAAGAAAGGAUCAACAUUACAGAGAAAAAGAGUACUAUCAGCGCAAGAAGGAGGAGCGGUACGAUGAAGAGCGAAGGCAUAAGGACCAAUACUACGACCGGUAUGCAGAAGAUCGGUAUGAACGCAGGGGAAGUAACUACAAAAACAGGGAUGACUAUGAUCGAAGAGGUGAGGAUGGUUACACCCGUAAAGGAAGAGGCCAGUGCGACUCUGAACUGGAUGAGUACAAUGGUUACAAGGAGAGAGACCACUAUGACAGGUACAGAGAUACAGGUAACGAUAGGAGAGAUGAUGACCACAGGAGGAGGGACCAGUACAAAGCAAGGGAGCACUAUGAGCGAAGGAAUGUGGACCACUACAGCCAAAAGAAUCAGGACCACUAUGAAACCAGAGAAGGGGAUCGUCCUCAGAACAAGCCCAGAGACAGAUAUCGAGAUUUACGCUCAAUGUCUGAAGACUCACGAUACGAGGAGUCCCCUCAGAAAGGUCGCAAGACACACUGUGAGGAAUGGGUUGAGCAGCAGAACCAGAAGUUGGCACUCAGGGAAGUGCACUCUUUUGAGGAUCCUGUUGUAUAUCAUCACAAUGAGGAGCGGGAAAAGGGAUACGAGUCGAGCGCAGGGAGCAUGGGUUCAAAGCGUCCCCGUAAACCUGUAUACGUGGGGUCUCUGGAUCGGAACAGCUUUUACAGGAAGACAGCCCCUAGCUCACUUCGAAACUCCCAGUUUGCCACAACCAGGAAACAAAAACAAGGUAAACACAAGGACAUUGUCAUGUGAGAGGAGGUAUUACAGACAGUGUAUUUGCACAGCAUCAGGUCCUUUUAAGUUUGCGUUAUCAUUCUCAAAUCUUAGGGGCACCUCAAAAUGCAUCCAUCAAAAGUCAGAUGAAAGACUGGUUCAAACAACUUCACAAAACAGAUCUUGAAAAACAAAAGAUUCAAUUUGCGAGGGCUGUUGUCAUUCCAACCCCAGUAGAUAAAACAAGAUGGAGAGGUCAGCAAUCUUUGGUGUCUCAUGCCUUAUCAUUGGUGACCUCCAGAGGUGAUCUUCCAAUCAAUGCUGAGGGGUUUUAAGUGCUGACAAGCCAGACUCACCUCCUUACUGAGUGUGUGCUGUAAACUCUAUGUGUGUAUGUGUGUGUGAGUAUCACCUAUCACACAGGAAAGUGAGCUGUCAGGUAUUUGAAGGUGUAGGAACCUGCCAGACAGGUUUUGUAGGGUCUCAGUUGUUGUUCCUGUCAUUCUUCCGAUCUGCUGUCUGCACUUUUCUUGUUUGCUGCUGAACUCUGCAUCACUGAUGCUAUGUGUGCCUAAAACUAGUCCGUUCAGUUUCUGCAUUUGAGUGUUUUAGUUGUUUUCCAGGGUGUCAAAAAAGUCUCUAUUUUAAUGAAAGCUGGUAUCUUUGUAUAGAAACUAGUUCUUCAGAGCCCAGAGAUUGAAGCUGAAAACUUUCAAGUUUCUUUCUGUUCUUUCACUGAUUAAAUUUUAACUCAGCUGACUGAGUCAUCCUGCUACAAUAACAGCAUGUUAAGGGCCUAUGUGUGGAGGAGAAAGGAGGUCAAAUGUAAAACUCAGACAUCAUUUUUAAAAUAGCAAAUUUAAGGCAAGAAGAAUAGGUUCAUUCUGUCUCUUUGACUAUUUCAGUGGUAGUUUUGCUGAUGUGAACAUAUUUGAGCCCAUUUUAAAGCUCCCAGGUUGUACCUUUUAUGUUUUUUUUCUGAUCUUGACCUGCUAGAGGGAAAGUAUGAUUAAAAAAAAACAAUUAAUUCUGCUUUUUUUUUUUUUUUUACCAGUCACACUCACUGCAAAACUUUUCUGCUGAACAAAGUCUGUGUCUGCAGUGUGCUCCAAUUCACUUUGACCAGCACCUACCCUGGCAGCAAUGGUUAUAGGCUUUAAAAAGGACUUUAUACAAUGACUACUGCUUUGUGGCUUCAUAUGGAGGCAUCAGUAUUAAUUCCAGUCAGUUUUAUAUCAAGUAUAAGUCUGGGGGUUUAGGUCUAAUUAGGGUUCACUUGGGUUGACUUAUCAGCAGUCACAGACUGAAACAAAAGAAACCAUCUCACUAAAUAACUCAAGAGUAGGUGUUCAUGUGUUUGUGAUUGUGUUUCCUGAGGAACCGAGGAAAGAGAGAGCGCUCUUCUGUCCGAGUUUAUUGUGUCUGUAAAGAAGCAGGUGGCGCCCUCCAUCCCCUCCCCCAGUCACCUAGAAACUCACACACGCACUGGUCAAACACGCACAUACAUACACACUGGCCUCCACCUCACUGCCUUUUCAGGAGUCCGAGUAUUAAUCCCUAGCGUCAGCAUGGUGAGUGGAUGGCGGGGGUCUGUCUGGUGCCAGGAGGUGGCCGGCACAAGCCUGACUCCUUCACUGCAGGACGUGUGUGAUUGUGUGUGUGUGCGCAUAUAUGUGUGUAUGUGUGCACAAGUGAGGCUCUGCAAGGCUUAUUUAAGAGAUGACGCCAUUUUUCAAAACACACACCACACACACUUGGCUCUUCAGUAUCUUUUCAGCCUUUAAUCUUGUUAAACUGUUUCAGCUCUGUCAGGGGUUUGCCUUGACUAAAGCACUUGAUUGCAUGGCUAAAAACAUUACUGACAAUCUUGUUGCAGCAUUUAUUGGGCUUACACUGAGGUUGAGUGACAUUGAGGUGAUGGACCGGGCUUUCUGAGAUGGCCCUUAACACUAUAAAAGGCCUUUGUUGUCCUCUUUAAUCCAGUAUUAGAUAUAAGACCUCUCACCACGGUCUGACAAGUCCUUGGAGGCCAGUAAAUUCCAGCUACAAAUCAAUAUUUCACUGGACAUCCAUGCAGCUGUAAUAGUUUUGAGUAUGGCACUAAUUCUAUUAUGUUUAUGUCCAUGUAGAGUAAUUCAAAUAGACACCUGAACCUGAUUGAUCUUAGUUCAAUAAGUUUACCUAUUAGCUGCUAUACAAUUACAAGUAGUAGUUUCUUUACUCUGAGAAAUGCCCUCUGUGGUCCUUCAGUGUUUAAGGGCCCUAUGUGAGUAAAGCGUUGUCAUCCUGCUAUGAUCUGGCAGCGUAUGCUGUCUUGUUAUCUGUAAUCCUUGAACACUUGCUGCCAUUGGUGGGCAGGGGGACUGAGGUGAGGUGGGUUGGGGGGUUUAGGAGUUAAGACUGGAAAUCUUUAGACGAGAACUCAAAUCUUCUGACAACGCUGAUCUAAAGAUGCCUUUACUCACUGCUGGCAGGUGAGAAAGACUGUUAGUGAAUUGUGAUUUAACAUACUAGUCCAAACCCAUCAAUAAAAACCUCAGAUAUCAUUUUAGUUUUUUGUCUGUAAUAAAGACAUUUCAUGGAAGUUGCUUCAAAUAAUUUCUUGCAAUCAUAAAUGUACCAACUUGCAGAUUGUUGGGAUUUUACCACAAGUGGUAUAGAUUGUCUUGUACCCAAAACAAGAGGCUUCAGAUGCAGAACUUGUUUUUAUGUAAAAUACAAUAUUUCAAGAAGUAAUUGGACAAAAGCUAUAAAACUGUAGUUGCUGGUUUGAUGAAGUAUGUAGGGAUUUACUUUCUGUUAACAUGUGGGAGCUGUGAUUGAAAUGAGACUAUAUCUUUGACCCAGUUCACACAAACAGUACAGGACAGUAAUAGUGACAAACCCCUGACUGUGAAGGAACUGAAGGAACUUAAAUGUUGCCUCAGUAAGUGCUGGAAGAGACUUACUAUUAGUGACGUCUCCAGUUUUUUUCCAGAGGGAUGAUGAUGUUGGCCAAAUUGGAAAUGAUGAUGCAACAUAGGUUUAAUUGAUCCAGACAAUGGUAAGGAGGUAUUGCCGGGUCUUAAAGCUACAGCAUGACUACCUGUUGAUUAAAACAGUUAGGCCUCUAAUCAUGCAAACUUCUGCAGAACUCUUGGCCUUUAUACAGUCAGUAUAAAAUUUAAACCUGCUGUAAAUGUGAAAAUUAGCCAAACAAACCAAGAACCCUUGUUUGACCAGAGUGUAAACAUGCUCAACCUCCCCCCUUUCCUCAUGUUUAAAAAGCCCAUUUCUCAUUCAUUAAGUGAGGACAUGUUACUAGUGAUGCACGAUAUGAAAAAUUUCAACCGAUACCGAUAACCGAUAAUUUUCUUCUUCUCAUGGCCGAUACCGAUAACCGAUAAAUUAAUAUUUUUACAUUUAUUAUAAUCUUCAUAUAAUCUGCAGUUUGUGCAGGAUGCAGUGAUUGAAAACUGAUAUUUUUGUUGCUCUGGCCUAUCUAGAACAACAAACUAAAGUUUUUGGCUCUUCAAAUGUUUAUUUUUUCCAUGUCAUCACAAAAAUAUGUGGUCAUUAGCUAUAAAUAACAAUAACAGAGCAAAAAGCAGAACUUCAUUUGACCAAAACAGUGCAUCCCCUGAACUGUUCAACAGAACUGUAGACUGUAAAGGAGCUAUUAUGAGACGUUAGGAUUAGCAUGCUGACCGAACUAACAUCUGACGUCCAUAUGUCUGUGGUAAAACUCACGUGUAGUCCGUUCUUGUCGAUCAGGUUGUGAAUGUAUGUGGCGACAAUAUCAGAGUGCAGGAAGGGACACAUCCGAGAAGAAGCGGCGGCUUGGGAGAGUGUAACGUGGCUACAAGUGUGCUAUGAACUUACGAAAACCCGGGUUCUCAACGACGGAAAAAGGCUGGUCGUCGACCGCUAUGAAUUCCAUCACUUUGUCGUUAAUGGCUUUAGCCUUUUCGCUGUCUCUUGAGAAGCUUUUGCAGUUUUCAAACGCCUGCUGAAUGGGGACAUCGAUCCUCCGUAGUGUUGUUGUCUUAGCUUUAGUACCGCUAGCAGCUUCGGCGGCUGUCUCAUAGUCUUUUAAUACCGCUUCGCCGCGAUGGCGACUUUUCAGAUUCGCUAUCAGAUUCGCUGUGUUAAUACUUGACGUCUUCAUUCCGCCUCUCGGAAUCCUCGCUGAACAGGUUUUGCAUAUAGCAGCUGUUGUCAUCUUCUGCCACUGAGAAAAACGACCAUGCUGGUGAAGACAUUUUAUUAUCAGUCAGGUAGUGACAGGGGUCAGGCUUGGGACCUGCGAGUAAGGCGCGACGGGCGGCUACUCCGCCUGCAAACGUUACUCGUAAUUUCAUUAAUAUAUCGGCUCUUUCUAUCGGAAAAAUGCACCUAUCGGACCGAUAAAAAAUGACGUAAUUUUCCCCCAAAUCGGCCGAUAUUCUAUCGGUCCGAUAAAUAUCGUGCAUCCCUACAUGUUACGGUUAUUUCUAUGUGGAUUUAUACUUAAAUUUCAUUCAGAUACCAAAACCUGACAGCGUCAUUUCGUCUGAGCCUCUUCCAUUAGUAUUACACACUAAAUUCUCCUCUCUACCCAAAGAUAUCUUUUAUUAUGUACUAACUUGGUGUCAGUGUUGCUGUAUCACAGUCAUAUAGUGUAUAUGUUGCUUUGUGGUUAAGCCUCUUUGAGCUCUUAAACUUGAUGUUUACUAAGAGAAGUGUUGAUUUAAGCAAUGGUGACAUUAGCUGUGUGGGCUUAUUCUUUAACAUGUUCACACAAUGAUCAUAUCGCCAAGGUUAAAAAAAAAAACAGUGACGACUUUCUCUUGUAUGUAAAUAGGGGCGUCAGUGUCAAACACUGUGUGAACAGAGCCACUUAAAGCAAUAUCAACAGAGAAGUUAUCCAAGAUUUGAAUGCUGAGUUUGUGGUAUCAGUUAAUAUAUUUUCUAAUGGCUGCAGAAUGUAGUUUUAAUUAUUAAAUAACCAAGGGCUUAUCACACAUUAACAUAAACAGAAACAGAGCUAUCUUGCCUCCAGUGACUUUUGUGGCUUGUGCACACUCGUUUUGGAAUAAAUGACUGAAUUUUCUCAUAUUCAGCCCUUUCUUUGUCAAAUGCAGUACAUAGAUGCUGUAACUCUUGCUCCUAUAAGUCUGUGGGAAAACCUUUGAAGCCCUCAGGCAGAUCUUUGUCUUUACUUGCCUGAUAUUAAGCAACAAAUAUAAUGCUGCCAGUUUAGUCAUCUCAUCUAUUUCCCACACAGAAGUGACAGCAAAGAUAUAUACCAAAUCUAUGAUUAAAUUGUCAGUUUCUCAGCAGUUUUUCAUUGUAACCUCUUUUAGUACUUUUUAAAGCUUUUCUUGGUGCACCACUUGGUCCCAUCAAAGCACCUGUGAGACUCAGUAUAUCCACUGAUCUCUCCUUUUCCAUUAACAUGAAGACAGUGGAGCUUUCUUGUUUAAUAGGACCCUCCGUUAAUGAUUUUGGAUCCUCCUUAAGCUCUCUCUCUGCACAUAUGCAAAACUGAUGGUCUCUUGAAGUAAUUGGACAGCGUUUGCAAGAGAAAUUAAACCAAAUGAGAAAUUCCAAUGAAACCAUUCAUCAUAUGUUAAGUCCGUUUUUUGCUGUGCCACAUUGUCACAGCUUGUUUACUGAACUUUUAAUUAGCACAUAGCUUUUAGCCACUUUGAAAGAAGAGGCGUUUUAUCUGGUGAUGGGCACUAAACACAGGGGGGAACAAAUCACAUGCUGAAUGCUACAUUUCAUUACACGCCCUGUUCAUGUAAUGAUUGGUGUGAUUUGAAUGGAGGGACAUAAUUACCAGGAAUUCCCAACAAUGGGCUAUAAAGGUUGCUGUGAGAGUGUGCCAGGAGAAGGAAUGUGACCUCUUGACAUUUGACCCUAUCAGAGAUAAACAGGAUGGUGUGUCACUAAAUAAACGUUUUCUUCUUUUCCUCCUGCUGCAGCAGCAGCUGGUGAUACAAAUGUAGACCAACAACAACUGGUGAAAAAUAUAAAUAUUUUAAAAACUGCUAAAAACUGCAUAUUAUAGAAAAAAAAGCUCCUUUGUUUUAGGAUUAUUUUUCAAAAAAAGCAGGUGAAGUUUCAGAAUGAUUCAGUAUGAGAACCUUUAACAGUCCCAACAAAUUAAAACCUCCUGCGCUGACAUGUUUUCUGAACCUGCUCCCUGACUUGUGGGUUUCCAAUUCAUGUAUCCAGUAUUAAAAGCAAGUCAUGGCUUGCGGGGUGUUAAGAAAACACUGCUGCUGAGUGUUGACAUUCUGGUUAGAGAGCUUGUAUGAACUUAUUCUCAAGUAUGUCCCAACCAAACACUCACGCUGAGGUGCACAUGUGAUCAUUUGGGCAAAGCUGCUCCCUGCCCUCCAAAACUUGGCUUAAUAUGAGAAGGGCCCCCCUGCUAUUUGUGUUUCCAUGGUGACUGUGCACUCUCCUGUGAACUUUGGAGUUGAUCACACACACACACACACACAUACACAGUGCUGAUUGUGUCUGACCUUCCUCUGUGCUGGAAAAACUCUCAACUUUGUGAGGCUUUGUAGCAGGUAGACCACAGAUGAGGAAUUCAGAACUCAAACUGGAGAGGAUUGGUGAACAUAUUACCUUAAAUAGAAACUAAAGAGUUAAAAGAAAUCCCUUUGCAGGGGGGGGGAUUGGGAGGAUUGAAGAUGUUGACUCAUUAUUUUGAUAGAUUUCAGCCUGUCAGAGGAGGAGAUGGAUCAGGUGUUAGUAGACCGUGAAACAUGAAGCGGAUCCUUCACAAAACUGGAUUAGACUUGUUGCAUGUUGCACAUCACACUAAUUAUUAUCCCAGAUUACUCCUUAUACAGCCCAGUGUGGAGGCCAUCAGUACUAAAAGCUUGAGGCAAAAGUUUAAAAGUUUGAAUAUGUAAAUUUGCAUUCAGGUUGUUAAAAAUGAUAAAUCCAGUUGUAACCAUGCAAAGUUUACAAGAAAACAUCAAUCAUCGCGGCAUAUGUAGAUUGUUUUUAAGGAAAUAAUGCUGUUUUUGUAUGUGUUUACAUCUACCAACAGCUGUUAAAACUUACUGAUUUCCUACAAAAUGCUGAUUCGAGGCACCUUCAUACUCCUUAAGUGGAAACUUAAAAACAUUUGGCAUGAAGACAGGGUUCUGCUGCAAUACAGUAUUCUCCCACAAUGCAGUGGACAAAGGAAACAGUAGAGCCUCCUACAGCUGAACCAGAAAAACAGUUGUGGGUGAAGGUUUGAUGCUCCAAAAAUCUUGAUAAAAACCUCCAGUAAAGGAGUAAAGUCAUAGAAACUUUGAUAUUUGGGGGGGCUCAGUGUUCACUUACUUAACACUCAUCACUAUGCUGUGAUGAGUCUAGAUUGGGACACAGUGUUGAAACAUGGAAGAGCACAAGUCCAGCUCCAGGUUUUCUUUCAGCCAUAGUGGUCACCCAUGCUUAUGUGUGUGUGUUUUUGUGUGUGAGUUUAAUGACGGUGGGUUCCCAUGCAUUCUCAUGGUAAUCUGAGGUCUGGAAUGGAGUUUUUGCAGCGAGACGCUCGGUCCUCUGCAGGGCUCAGGAGCUGGACUUCAGAUUGACAAUGGACUAUCAUAGAAUGGGUGCCGUUGUUAAAAGCACAGUGUGUGUGUGUAGGUUUGGGCUGGUGUUUGUGGGUGGGGGAUGCUCUCGGUUUUGAAGUGGUUUGAAGAAAGUUGCGGCAGCAGGUGGGUGAAAUCUCAUCUUGGCUUUUCCUCUUCUUGCUCUCGUUCUUGCAGAUGCAGCAGUGAAAUUAUAGUUUUUUUCUGUUGUGUUUGAAAGCAAAGAUUGUGCGAGGAUAAUUUAGUAUUUUAAUAUCAAACAGAAAAUCACUUUAUAUGACUUUUUAAACCAAUGACACACAAUAUUUAAUCUGAUUGACUUUGUUAAACUCACCACUAAAUGCACAUUUUAACCACCAAAUCUCUCAAAGUACAUUUCAAUACGCAACAAUGAAUGAAUUCAAAUAGAAACAAGAUUUUAUUUUAUUUUAAGAUGACUCAGAAAUUAAUUACAGCAACCUUUAUGUUACAAUGCCAUUAGUCUUUGUGCAACCAUACGCUAUGCAGCCUAACCUAUUCAAUCCUCCCUCUUCUUUGAUUUCCUCAUAAACUUUGUUUACCUGCACAGUGACUAGGUUCAUAGGUGUAAAGCUUUGUGACAUGUCGACUACUCACGUCAUUUUAUUGUACGGUCAGGUUUACUCCCUGUUGUAAAAACUGUCCCAGUGUGCUGUGUAUUUAUAAAUCCAAGCCUGCAGUUGAAUAUGACUCAUGAGGUUUGGCAAUGGUAAUCAAGACGCUGUCACAACAGGAAAUGGUUUACAAAUUGUCUGACUCAAGCAAAAGCAGGAAGAUCAGCUUUCCAGUUAUGUUUCUGGGUUAAAUUUGACUGAAAAUUUGAACAUGAACAUUUACAAAGCAGUGCGAUGUGUUGGUGACUCUUUUUUAAGUUGAAAAAUGAAAAAUUUUUCUUCCAUUUUUGUUGAAAUUAAACGUUAAUUAAACUUAGAGGACAGCUGUACCUGGAAGCUGUGAUACCUACUCAAGUGUUGUAUGCUGUAGUACUCUUUUUUAUUGGACUUCUGUGUGAUCGACCAAUAUCUGAAUCAGACUAGGUUCUUUUUUCACCUCUUGGCCGUGUCACCAGGUCGAUAGACAAGCUCAAAAAAGUUUUGGAAAGAUAAUAGAGAGGGUGUUCAGUAAUGACCUUUUGAACCUCAUUAACACUGUAAGCUUCACCAGACUGUGGCCAUCUCUCUGUGGGUUAAUUUCUCUAAACUCUUAAAUAUGCAGAUCCAGGUCAGUGUUUGUAUGAAACUCAUUUACUGACCCUCUCGCUGCCGGGUAUGUGUACAGACACCCUGAGCCCCCUGCAGAGUGAUGAACUUCGUCUUUGUUCCCAUGAAGGGUUUAUAAAACAAUGAAAAUGUUAAAUUCAUGACACACCAUUUCAAGAGAAUGAAUAUGCAAUUAGAGUGUCUUUAUUCUCCUCUAAAGUCUUGAAUAUUUUUGUCUGGACAACAGAAUAUCGAAUUGAAUUGAAAUAGAUUUAGUUUGAAAAUGUGGGUAUUUUGGAGGAAUAAUCACUCAACUCUGUUUUUUAAUCAUAAGUGAAUUGGUAAUCAACAGUCAGAAAAAAACAGCUGAUUUUUGAGGUAAAAUAAUCUAAUUUGACACAUUUCAAACUUAAUUUUAACUUGUAGAGACACUUUAUUGUCUUGAUUUCCUACUUGUGAAACGUAGACUUGUGUUUUAGCAGCAGGUGGUUGUUUGUUCUGGGUGAUUAGCACCUCUAAUUGUUGGCAUCCACUCACAGGUGUGUGAUUUAGUUGGUAGCUAGUGUUUGUUAAUGGGUGUUACCUCUCACAGCUGACAAAGAGAUACAGGUAGAUCCUGUUUUAUGUGCUGCCUCUAACACUGACACCAAUGUCAGUGAGCAGCUGUGAUUGUUUGUCCAAUAGGAUUAUUUUCAAUUAGAUUUCCUCACUUGGUCAAAAAUACUUUGGAAAUGUUUCUCAUUUGGUAACUGAUGGCAGUUUGAAGUCUGUGUGUGAAUGUAAAAUGACAGUACCCUCUUCACAAUAACUAGCAGAACAAUGAAAAGUGGAAUACUUCAAAAGUGGGUCAUUUUUGCUCAACAGGUUUGUUUCUGUCGCACAUGGGACGUGAAGUGGAGCAUAUAAUGUGUGUGUGUGUGCACUGAGGAUCAAACGUGGGAAUAAGCCGAUUUGAUUCCAAUUAAAGUCCGAGUCUUUUGUUUCACAUCUCCCUUUUGUGUUGUGUAUGACUUCUAAAACCCCAUUAGUGAACUACUUUCUCAUCAGUGAGGGAAACGCUCCAGUGUUGGUGGCGGCUGCUGUAGGGAGAAACAGUGCAAACAGUGAGCAAAGCUCUUUUGAGUCCAACUCCAGCCAAGUCACGUGAAGAGAAAGAGGGGGAGACGAAAGAAAGAGGGGAGAGAGGUCAGGAGGGGAGACAAAGGCGGGUGGCCCAGGGAUCAAACAUGUAAAAGUUUGAAGUGUUUCCUGAAAUAUUAAGAUCUCUGCUGCAAAAUUUUGCAAGAUCUUCCAUUUCAUCUGAGCUCCACAAAGUCAUGAGUCAAGUUUUGCAACGUUUGAAUUUGCUUUUGUACGACUUGAAUACAAACCGUAAUGCUAAGGCUGUUUUGGUUAUGUUUAGUGGAGCAUGCCGGUAUUUGCAGGAGGUAACGUGAGGGUAAGCAGAGUUAAACUUCAUUAGCCUCUGACAGCAUCUGUUCAUGAGCAGAGGUGACGUCACCCUCAUCUGUCGACACAAUGCGGAGCAGGACGUAGACAUAUCAGGUCUUAGCACUGGAUGCAAAACCAAAACAUCCACCCUCAGCAGUGUUUCCCCCUCUUCAUAGAUGUAUUUUUAUUAUUUUACUUUUUAAUGUUAUUGUCCUUUUUAGAGUAAAAUCACAGGGGGACUAUUUUUAUCAUGUUGCUAUUUGGAGAUGCUCCUACGUUACUUGCUUCUUGAGUCAUGGCCAAUUCCCCUCCACAAAGUUUCUAGAAAAACUUUAUUUUACAACUUUUUUUUUCCUGCUUUAACCAGCUGAAAAUGUAUUUAGCUACACGUCAUUAUUGUUGGUUGUUUCUAAACAAUAAAUAACUUGAAACCAGUUGAUUUUUGCGACUGGUAGGUAAUGGUACCCAAUGGUGCACUCACCUAAACUCGAGCGCAUUCAAGGCCGUACUGGAGGCUUAUACUGGUGUCAGUGAUGGAGCAACUCUACUUUUUUACCUGAGCAGUUUAGUCCAAAGGCAGCUGGACUUGUUUGAAGUUCAUGUAGCUGUUUUGUCAUUUAUCCAAUCUAAAUUCUCGAGUUUUACUUAGAAACUUCACCCAAGUGCAAUUGAAAAAACUUGAAAAUCACGAUGAUAAUGAAGAAUAAGUUAAGAUUCAAAUGUUAAAAAGUUUAUAAAUGGAGAAGAAGAGGAUAUCCUUUUACCCGUCACCUUAUUUUCAAAUCCUGUUUCUAAGAUUUAAAUUCAAAGCGUAUCAUCCCUCCCCAGUCCCGUUAUCUCUUGUCCCUCAGCACCCCUCUACCCGCCUCUCCUUUACUGUUGGCUGGUCCCUGAGGGCCUGUCUGUCUGUGGUCGCUGUCACAGACCAUUGUACCGCGCACAAAGACUCUGAGUCCACUCCAGUUUUAGCUCCAUUGAUAAAAAGCAGUGAUGCAUGAUCCAGGCUCUCCCUCCAGUCCCAGGGGCACCCCAAAGAGAUCAGCCCACAGAGGGUGAUAGCAGAGACAUUGAUCAAAAGCUCGUCAGACCAGAGGAAGAGUUGAGGGUGGGCUAGUUGGGUGGGUGGGGAAGAGUAUGUGUGGAAACAUGAAUUGGGACAUGGGUUGGGAGAGUUUUUUUUUUUUCUUUUGUUUUCACUCUAAAUAAACUCAUUCACGUUAAGCCUUGCGUUUACGUAUUACUUGCAGAAAUUGCUGCAUUAAAAAAACUUUGUAUUAAAAAUUCUGUAUGAGAAGAAACAGAAAUGAAGCUUAUCUGUCCUCGUCUCCUUUUUCAGAGAUGACACUCCUCUCCUCUCAGCCCAAACCCCUCGACUCCACCCCAGCCUCGGACUCCAGUCCCAGUGCUGGCACAGGCACUGAGGAUCCCGAGCAGAGGAUGCUGGAAAAGAGGUCAAAAGUCAUUGAAGAGCUGCUGCAGACGGAGAGGGACUACAUCAAAGAUCUGCAGAUGUGUGUGGAGGAGAUCAUUGAGCCACUGCAGAAGAAGCAGGUAAGAGUGUUGGAAACCUCACGCAUCCUCCUGGCCUGGGUUUAGACUUUUUUUUGUGCGGGUAAACAUAUUGUGUUUUAAAUUCACAUAAAUAACCAGUGUACUCUGAAAAUUUGAAGCAUUAGGACCCUUAAGUGAUUGUCUCAGUAUGAUGUUUCCCUCUGGAAACAGCUGACUUCUUCUUCUCUGUAUUUCAAUUGAAGCAGGCGGUUAGUGAUAGACAACUUGCAGCCAAGACUUCCUUUGCGUGCUCUGUAUUGUUUGCAGUCCAAUUAGCAGCUUAAAAAGCGACAGUGUUUUCUGAACAAAACAAAGCUAAAUUUGGCUCUGUAGAUAUGUCUGCAGAAUAAACACUGUCACGUCUUGGUUCAUUGAAUUACCUGGAAAAGCUCCCAAUGCUUUGUUUCUGGUGUGUCUGUUUCACUGUGAAUAGUGAGUUACACAGUCUGGAAACCAUCUUUUUGCUGAAUAACAGCGGCAUGGUGCAGUUUUGUAAAAAGUCAAAAUGUAAGAAUCGUCAGGACUUUUUUUUUCCUGAAGGAGAAGAAAACAACUUUUGAAAUGUUUGUUGAAUAGAGGUUAGAUUUAUCAUGUGAAGGAUCCCAGGGAGUCCAAAAUCCAAAAUCCUGAUAAAAUGAGAAAGUCGCAGAUUGUUACUUAAAGUAGAACAUUGUAUUUUUAAUGAUAAAUUGUCAUUAGAUUGUAGAGUAUUGGUUCUUAGCAGCUGCUUGUUUUUUACUUUUAUACCAAAGACCACUGAUAGGUUUUCGUCAAUGAUCCUGACCUUAAACAUAGAAAAAAACAGAAUACUACUAUGUUGGAAAUCCAGACCCCUAAAUCCAGAUUCUACAUCUUUGAACCACUUCUUAAGCUUUUACCAUUUGACAGUGCUUUUUUAAUUUCUAAUCGUCUGUGUCUGAUUUUUCUAAGGUGAAGAAUGUAGACUUUGAUGGUCUCUUCGGAAAUAUCAGCUCUGUGAUCGACCUGUCACAACGCCUGUUUGAUUCCCUGCAUGACAGCGACUCUAUCGGUAAGGACCGUGAUUUUUAAAAAUUACACUUUUCCAGAGGAGUAAUGGUCUCACCCACAAUCCCUUUCUCUCCUCUCUCUCUGGUCUGCUUUAAACUAUUACCAUAAAUCCUCCCGUCAUCACAUCUUAUCAGCUGAGGAAGACUUUGAUCACUUUUUUGAAAAUAGUGAGCGUUGAAGGAAGUUUGUAGAGGAAUGUAAGAUUUAAGGAAGCUGGAAAAAGUAACCUCAUGCUUUUGGGUCAAAGUAAAACACAUUCAGUGUUUCCUUUCACCAUCUGAAAACGACACUUAAGCUUCUGUCUGUGUAUUUUGCACUCUCAGGAAAAGUAUUCCUGGACUUUAAAGCUGAGCUGGAAGAAGUGUACAAGAUCUACUGCCAAAACCACGAUGAUGCCAUCUCUCUGCUGGAAAGUUAUGAGAAAGACGAAAACAUCCAGCGCCACGUGUUGGAGUGUCUGGAGAGGCUGAGGUGAGUCACCAAGUGGAAGGAAACACGGAUCCCUGAAGAAGCCGAUGUCUUAACACUGACUUGUGUGUUUGACUUGAAAAUAUUUCUUACAUGAGUGAGCAUGUUUGUGUUUUUCCAAGCAUGAAAACAUGAAAAGUGUGACUGGCCACUAAUACGAGUUAUCUGGUUCAAGUCAAACAUUAACUUCAGAGAGCUGUUGUACAUUUACAGUGUGUGGUGUUCAGUAUUCAUUGUUGCUUAAAUGAUUAUAUGAGAUCCUUUUGAAAAUAUUACUAGUUCGACACACUUUGAACUUGUAUUUCAGGUUGUAUUUCAGGAGGGUAUUUACUCUUGAGAGUCCACCUGAUCUCUCGCCACUGUAUCUGUUAUUAAAAGUGGCUUUGGUCAAAAGUACAAGGCUUCCCUCAUCUAGGCCGAAUAAGUUUAUGAUGGACUCUCAUAAACAGACUUUGCACUGUAAUUCAUGGGUGUGCUUUGAUAAAGACGUGCUCCUGCUCUGUGUCAUGUAGCGCUAAGUCAUGUAGAGCACUCAAAGAAUGCACCCUACCUGGUUUCACCUGACCAGUUUCGCCAGCCGCUUGAGUUGACUCUUCUGUGUUUCUGUAAAGUAAAGUUAGCAAUCCAUAUUUGAAGAUAAACACAAGCUGUGUGUGUUCGGAAAAAACAACAACAAAACCAGUUUCAGUGAGAGCUAACAAAAGAAAAACACUUCUGAGCUCAAGAGUGCACUUUUUUUGGUUUUGGUUUUACUGAAUUAAGUCUUUUUCUGCCAAAUUUACACAUCCAAGCCAAGUCAGAAGAAUAAUACUCUUACAAAAGUGUGUGUCUGUGCUCGUUGCGACCUAUUCAGCUUUAAAAAGGUCAUGUUUUUUUUGCCGCCUUCUUGAAUUGGCAAGUUUUACUGCCUGUCUGGGCCUUUGUCUAGCUUUAACAGAGGAUUCUCAAAACAAAACCAUAACAACGUGUAGGUGCAGUUGGGCAAAUUAUGGUCCUAGAAAGUCAGAGUUUAAUUCACAGGAUCUGAUUUAUUUAGUUGACGUUCUGCAGAAUGAAGAGACACAUUUCGGCAUAUUGAGCUCAGAGGUUUAUAAAUCCUGUCUUUGUGAUUUUUCUAUCUCCUCCCAACCUUCCCUCCAACAGAGCCAUAUACAGAGAGUGGUAAGUCUCCUCAAAGAGUGUUCACAUGAUUUCCAGCAUGAGAAUCAUCUUUACUGCAUGUCUCUUGCUCACUAACCCCUCCUGGAAAUUACCUUUGUGUGUGUGUGUCUUUGUGUGUACAUGGGUUUGUUUAUCCAUUGUGAUGGAUAAAAUAAUCAUAGUGUGCGUGGAAAACUCUAAAAAUAUCUGUGCAGCCAUUUCAACUUCCUUCCCUGGGCUGAGAUGGACUCAUUCAUAUUUUUUUGCUGUUUCUGUUUGCAUGUGCUUGUGAAUACUGUGUACUUUUGCUGAAAGAACAACAGUGUGCAUGACCCCUCCUCAUCCCUUUUUUUUCUGUGGGAAAGCAAAGUAACUCAUUUAAUGCCAUCUUCUGGACAAAAGCUGCAACAGCACUUCAACAUUAUAAGAGAUAACUAUAAGCAGGGUUCCUCCUACGCAAGUAUGGAAAUAAAUUUGAUCAAUUUCAAAGUCUUAAAAGUAUGGAAAAUAUUUAAAUAUUUAUGUUUCCAGACGAUUACCACAGUUCAUAAAUACAGUUUUCUAAAAUAGAAAAGUAGGUAUUUCCAAAAAUAAUUCUAAAAAUUAGGGUAUGGAAAAAUAUGGAAAUUUCAACUGUGUAGGAACCCGGUAUAAGCAAUCUUAAAAGAUUUUAUUUAUAAGAUCUUUAUAUAUAAAAUCGUAGUGAAAUUCGUGUUGCAGUCAGAAAAGAAUUGGUUGAGUUUCCUAGUUGCAGAUUCUCUAUCAGCUGAUCUGGAUUUUGAAAAAUUCAUGCCUAAAAAUGUACAUCUAACUCAUCCAGCAUCUUAAAUUUAUUUCUCAUUGUAAGUGAAAUUUUUAAUUUAAAAAUAAAGUCUAAGAUGACUUCAAACACUUUUCAAAUCUACAAAUAAAGAGGCUUCAUAUUUUUUAAAGUUGAGUUUGUUGCAGUUUUUUGAUAAGUCCAUUUGAUUGCAUUAAAAAAAGCAAAUCAAGAUCUGAUUUUGAUUUUGCCCUUCCUGUCCUUUAAAUCUCCUGCAAAAUGUUCUGACCACCAUCAUCAGAAGAAAUGUGUUUUUGAUGAUGCUUACAAAUCAUUGGGUUUUAAAAGCUUGACUUGAUGACAAAGGGACUUGUGAUCAUGUGAAGAAACCUUUCUUUCUACCUGCUUUUGCUGUUUAUAGUGAGGGAUUUGGUUCUGAUUGUAAAUGAUAAUCAAAGUCAUUCUGCUUGGUCUCCAGGGGGAAAACAAACUACAUCAACCUGGGCUCGUUCCUCAUAAAGCCGGUGCAGCGCGUGAUGCGUUACCCGCUACUGCUGAUGGAGCUGCUGGGGGCCACACCGGAGAGCCACCACGACCGUCUGCAGCUGACUCAGGCUCUGCAGGCUGUCAAGGAGAUCAACGUCAACAUCAACGAGUACAAGCGCAGGAAAGAUCUUGGUAAAAAGUGCAGAGAGCCCGGUUGACUAAUGUCUACUAGGUAAUUCUUUUUACCAGUCUGAACUGUUUCCUUUCUGCUGUCUGUAGUGGUGAAGUACAGGAAAGGAGACGAAGACACGUUCAUUGACAAGAUCUCCAAACUCAGCAUGCACUCUAUCAUCAAGAAAUCCAACCGAGUCAGCAGCCACCUCAAACACCUCACAGGAAUCUCCCCUCAGGUACAUCGCCGCCCACCUCAAGCCUCAGCGAGCGUCAAGCACGACUAAAAAGUUGGAAAUGUUUUCUUAUAUCUCUCUGUGUCUGUGUUAUCUUGUCCCAGAUUAAAGAUGAAGCUUUUGAUGAGGCAGAGAAGAAGUUCAGGCUGCAAGAGAGACUCAUUAAGAGUUUUAUCAGGGACAUCUCUUUGUACCUGCAACAUAUAAGGGUAAGAGCACUUUCCCAUGAAUGUGAGAAACUUUCCCUCUCUGUCUUCACUUUAUUUUUCUUUACCUGAAACUAUUAAAAGCUUGCCAAUGUGUCAUAUAUGCACACAACUUUAGAAAAUGAAAGGAAUAGAUUUAAUUCAAGUGCAUGGUUGUAUGACAGUAAAAUCUGCAUGUGCCUAAUGCAUAAUGUUAUAUAUCAUCGCUGUUGGAUGAAAAACACGUAUCUCCGCUUUUAGCGAUCUGGACUUUUUUCAAUACAUGCAUGGUCAAUAAUCUUCCCUAACAAUCCAUAACUUUGGAUAUCUAAAUGACCAAUGGAAAGACAUGUUAUAACAUCAUCUUUUCAACAUCGAAAGUGUCAACAAAACGCGUAUCUCCCGCCCUGGCCCUGUGUUGUCAUGUCAGCAAACAGACCUUACACUGUGACAGACUCAUUACAGUCCAGGGUAAUGUUACACUAAUGUCCUUACAUCGACUGAUGCCAACCUCAAACUUUUUUCUAAUCAUUACAGUGUUGCUUACCUGUACGUUAGAUUUCUUGAGCUGAAGUUCAUCCUCUGCUGUUUUCUCUCCCACACUCGGUUGUGGACACGAGUACAUGUUAAAUUGGGAGUUGCAACUCAACAAGGUUAACAACCAAUGUGCUAUGUGGAAAUGUAGGACAGCCCGCUGUCAUCAUAAUGGGACAUAAACAGGAUACUCAAAGCUUGUAAAUAACUGAACAUCAUCGGAGCACAUUAUUUAAAAAACACACAUGUCCACUAUCACUCACAACACAAAGCACGUAAGUCUGUUUAAAAUAUCAAACAGGUCACUGAUGACUGUGUAAAUAAAGAUUUUGAUUGCAGGUCCUCAUUGUGUCUAAUAACACUAUUUUUUGUUUAUUCUAUAUGGUAGUUUAUGAAUACAUUUUUUUUUAUGUUCCUGAAAAAAACCAAUUUUGGAGAGAUGUGUUUUUUUAUUGGAAAGCGAUGAUAUGAAUUUGCAAAUAAAGACAGGAAACUGUAUUUGGAUAGUGUAAGCUGUAAUUCUCAUAAAUUAAAGCAAUAUUUUAAAGAUACAGCCAUAUUUUAAAAUUACAUGAUGAUGUAUUCAAGCAUGUUUUGCUUAUGGACCCUUUUAAAUAAUUCCCUUUCCUUUUUUUUGUUCUUAUAAUAUCUUUUUUUUUUUUAGGAAUCCGCUUCAGUGAAGGUGUUGGCAGCCAUCAGCUUCUGUGACAUCUACAAUGAACGCAGUGUCCUGGACCCUGAACGCUUUCAGAGAGCUCACCGCUGCAUCAGUGACAAACAGUUCGCAGAGUUUGUAAGUCAAUUUCUCUGUUUAGCCGUCUUAAGUUGUUCGGGAAAAAAAGGUAAAUUGGAAACAACCUCUAACCACUCAAUGUUGUCUGUCAACCUCAAACUUGAGCAGAAGGAGCGCACAGAGGCCUUAGUCAUCAACCCGCUGACUCAGCUGCUCCUCAUGUUCGCCGGGCCGCACAAACUCAUCCAGAAGCGAUUCGACAAGCUGCUGGAUUACGACAACUGCAAGGAGCGCGCAGACCGCUUGAAGGACCGGCGCAUCCAGGAUGAGCUGCAGCAGACGCGCAACAACUACGAGGCGCUGAACGCGCAACUCCUGGAUGAGCUCCCCAAAUUUUACAUCGCUGCAGAGGAGCUGUUCACCGGCUGUGUGCGGGCUUUCGCUCAAGCUCAGAAGGACUUCAUGAAGACAACGCUCGGAGAGCUGAAGCCCCUCCUUCAGGUUGGAUGGAAGAUUAUGUCAUGGACAUUUCUACAAUGUGGAAGAAAUGGAAUUCAAUCUCAACCGAUUACUAACUGACUAUUUUCUUGAACUCUCUACAGUUUUCUAGCAGAGUCAGCACAGAGGGUAACCUCAUUGCAAAGUUUCAGGAAGAGUACGGGCGGGUUCUCCAACUUCUGCAAGGUUUUAGCUUCUGUCCUGAGAACCUGCCUCCCACCACCUCCUCAAAGAAGCCCUUCGAGAAGAAAACUCUGGAGAAGCAGAGCUCCAAAAAGCAACUGCAAGGACCUGUGAGUUAAAGACCUGAAUUAUUUUGUCCAAAUUUUAAUAAAGAAGAAAAUGUGUAUGUGUUUAACAAAAUGUGAUGUUUUUUCUUUUAGCCCAACUGCAUCCUACAAACAGACGAACACCGAGCAAGACUUAUGGUACGCUACGGGCCAGAGAAACUUUUCCAGGCAGAGAGGAACUUCAACGCAGCGCAGGAUCUUGAUGUCUCCAUACUAGAGGGAGAUCUUGUAGGUGUGAUCAAGCAGCAGGACCCUAUGGGCAGCAACAACCGCUGGCUUAUUGACAAUGGAGGUGGGUCAUUUUUAUUUGAACUUAAAACUCUGAUUUAAACUGUCUGAGAGAAGGUGAUUCAGCAAAAGAAAUAAACAAAUUUGUCUUUUACUUGUUUUGUGUUGCAGUCACUAAGGGUUUCGUGUACAGCUCCUUCCUCAAACCCUACAACCCACGCAGGAGCCAAUCAGACGUUUCCAUCGAGAGCCAGUCUUCCAAUGAGUCUGGUUAUGGAGGCUCCUCCCCUGUUUUCUCGCGCCAAAACAGCAACAGCACGCUGACCUUUAAUCAGGACAUUGCCACAGUCAGCUAUUCCACAUCUCAGCCUCAAAGUCAGUCAUCCCCACACCCUUCACUGGACUCUUCCUCGUCUCGUAGGAGUCACCUAAGAGAUGUACCCAACCCCGACUCGGUCAGUCAGAGCAAUUCCAUUAACUCCUCACCUCGAAACCCCUCAAAGCACAGGGAAUUCUCCGACCAAACCCACCGAAGUUCCUCAAGUCACAGAGAAACAGAGACUUCUUAUCGGAAUUCAGGCAAUCACAAAGAUGCAUAUGAUACAAGUUAUACGAGUACGAGCAGCCACAAGGAGACGUCAGACCUCUCAGAGAGCGAGUCGUAUUCCUCUCACAGGAACAGCCGCUCACAGCGCUAUGGACACUCAGACAAAGCACACACUUCACACCAGUGGAGAAAUGGAGAAAACAGCAGCCAGAGGAGAUCUGCUUACCCACAAGAUGAGUACAUCGAGCCAGAACCAGAACAAGAACUUGAUGGUCAUCAGGUAAGAUUUGUGAGACUACAAUAAUAGUUUUUGGUGAACUUACUCCAACACAUCAAAAAAAAUGCAAAAAUUACAUUUCUAAAUUUAUCUAAAGAGUUUUUAUUGUUUGACAGUUUUAAUAAUAAAAACUUUAAAAAUGGAGGAUCGUACAAGUAUAGGCUUUUUGUCUUCAAAGGCCACCAUCAUUUCACCACUAGGAUGGUUGAGCAGAGAAGCGUUUUGAUUCAGAAUCACUAAAUAUUCACACUGCACCUGUUCACUGUUUAUGGUUUUAAUGAACUUAAGUGAUUCAUGCUAUUUUUAAAAGUCAAGUAAAAACAUAAAGUUUUUCAUUUAUUUCUGUGUUUUCAGAUUUACUACGCUCUCUACUCCUUCGAUGCCCGUUGUGCCAACGAGCUGAGCAUCUCUGCCAACCAGCAGCUCCGGAUCCUAGAGUUCCAGGACAUGAAUGGAAACAGUGAGUGGUGGCUGGGAGAGGCAGGUGGCCGGCGAGGAUAUGUGCCUUCAAACUACAUCCGCAAAUCCGAAUACACAUGAAGAAAACGGUUGAGGGGACUUCACCCGAGACUGUUCUUCCAACUUAAGGAGACUCACUCACUCAACGAGCAACCUGAACAAAGAGAGGAACCAGCAAGCUGGACACGCUGUGACUUUUUUUGAACAUUUGUCAUGGAGUUUGAGAUUGAAAAAGACUGACUAUUGCUGCUGACACUGCUCUUCUUAAAGUUAGCAUUAUAUGCCCAUAUUUAUAGACUUUUUAUACUGUUUUUACUGACUGGAAAUGAAAGCCUAUCUCUUCUUGUUUCCAGAGAGAAUCCUGUGAAUUGCACCAGAUUUCUGCCACAUUUUCUGGGGCUGAAGACAAUGAAUUGUAUGUUUAAAAAAAAAAAAACAGUUAUUGGGAGAUUGCAAUGGAAAUGUGAAUGUUUUGGGUUCAGGCUACUUCUUAAAAACAAAAACCUGGGUAUGCAGACAGACUGACCCAGACGCUGUUUUUUCGUGCAUGUGGUUUAUUGCACCACUAGAAUGAGGCAUGUAGAAAGCAGCAUCCUCUUCAACAAUCACAGUUUGAGGCACUUAUAAUAAUAAUAAUCCACUGGUUUCGAGUUUUGAAGUGUCCGUGGAGCCAUCACCCAGAAUUUGGAGUGUUGUAUGAAGCUAAUAUGGGUUAUUUGAUUGAAGAUUAAGGGCAAAGUUGAAUGGCAUGUGAUGUAUGGUUUACAAGCACUCCCCUUUGAAACCAGGUGAACACAGUAAAUACAGAAUGACCUAUUGAAUCUGUCAGGAGGUGAGUGAACUUUGAGAGGGAGCACUCGUGGUCUGAACUUCACUCUGAUUCUUCCACAUAUCCCCUGUGUAAAUUAUAUAUAGUGUUUAUAUUGAGAAUAUGCUAUUGCUCCCACUGUAAAUUGAUCACUGUUUGAAUAAAAAAACAGCUCAGCUGAAAAAUCA
Messenger RNA from Xyrichtys novacula (pearly razorfish), 47404 nucleotides. Lineage: Eukaryota; Metazoa; Chordata; Actinopteri; Labriformes; Labridae. The record is from the annotation of a GenBank genome assembly.